Messenger RNA from Drosophila yakuba, 68069 nucleotides. RefSeq lists its product as uncharacterized. The transcript has 73 exons. The coding region runs from base 725 to 66001 and encodes 21758 amino acids. The record is from RefSeq and is a predicted model, not a curated record. Gene Ontology annotation, molecular function: calcium ion binding; zinc ion binding. Lineage: Eukaryota; Metazoa; Arthropoda; Insecta; Diptera; Drosophilidae. Gene Ontology annotation, cellular component: nucleus.
UUGCUGAGCGGUCCAGACCAAAAAUGGACCAGCAGAGCGGCGACUUUUGCCGAGCAAAGUGUGGGCAGCAAAGUUGCCUAACAGCCAGCCGCACUCACACCAAAAUCCGGGCUCAUACACACACUCUCUCGGGUUUAGAGCCAGGUAACUCUUGGUAAUACAGGUAACCACCACUGGGGCUCGCGAUCGGCGGCUCAAGCUCCGCACAUUCAGUUCGUUUUCAGCGCGCGUGCGGUGCGGUUCUCUGCCAAGUGGUCUUCUCUCUGGACAGUGUGUUAAGUGUUAAGUUGCUGAGCUCCAGCAAUCCGGAUAGAUCAUCUGAGCGGAGAUCGUUGCCUUAUUUGAAUAGGCGGGGAAUCUAACAUCCAUCGCCUAAUUGCAGUGAAAGUUGCCGGGCAUUUUUCAGCUAUUUUACCCUGUGAAAAUUCCGAAAAACCAAACGCGCGCAAAGCAAUCCAAAGUGUUUAAAAGAAAAGCGUUAAAUAUUGUUAAGUACAACAAUACGUUUAAAUAAAAAAUAUUCCAGUGUCUGUGAGUCUGCCAAAGCCGUCGCGCAUUGUGUGUGUGUGUGUAUUUCUGCGCUUUUGACGGCAAAUCGCUUUUGGCAGCUGCUUUGGCAGCAGCCAAGUAAGAAACAAGGCUUUUUUGCUGGCAUCGAUCUUCGUUGGCAGCUGUUGGCAGUAUGAACUGAUUUUGGCCGAAAGUUGAUGAAUAAAAUGCAAAAAUGAAAAUAUUUUUGCCACUAGUCACGUGGAUAGUGCUACUACUCUCGAGUGCAGUACAUUCACAAUAUUCACAACAACCGCAACCAUUCAAGACGAACUUGAGGGCGAAUAGUCGGUUUCGCGGCGAGGUCUUCUACCUGAACCUCGAGAAUGGCUACUUUGGCUGCCAAGUCAACGAGUCCACCGAAUAUUUGCAGCUAUUCAACCUAUCGAAACUAUGCGACGGUACCCAAGAUUGCUUCCUGGGUGCCGAUGAGUUGAGCAAAGAGCUCAAAUGCACAAAUGACUGUGAUAAGGAUGGCACCAAGUGCACACAUGGCGCGUGUUUGAACGGCGUCUGCCAUUGCAAUGACGGCUACGGCGGUUGCAAUUGCGUGGACAAAGAUGAGAACGAAUGCAAACAGCGGCCGUGCGACGUGUUCGCCCAUUGCACAAACACACUGGGCAGCUUCACGUGUACCUGCUUUCCGGGCUAUCGCGGCAAUGGCUUCCAUUGUGAAGACAUUGACGAAUGCCAAGAUCCCGCGAUAGCAGCGCGAUGCGUGGAGAACGCCGAGUGCUGCAACCUGCCGGCGCACUUCCUCUGCAAGUGCAAGGAUGGAUACGAGGGUGACGGCGAGGUUCUGUGCACGGAUGUGGACGAGUGCCGCAAUCCGGAGAACUGCGGGCCCAACGCCCUGUGCACCAACACGCCGGGCAAUUAUACAUGCUCCUGCCCGGAGGGCUAUGUGGGCAACAAUCCGUAUCGGGAGGGUUGCCAGGAUGUGGACGAGUGCUCGUACCCGAAUGUCUGCGGACCCGGUGCCAUAUGUACGAAUCUCGAGGGCAGUUAUCGCUGCGACUGCCCGCCGGGAUACGACGGCGAUGGACGCUCGGAGUCCGGUUGCGUGGACCAGGAUGAGUGCGCACGGACGCCCUGCGGCCGGAACGCGGAUUGUUUGAACACGGACGGCAGCUUCCGCUGCUUGUGUCCGGACGGCUACAGUGGUGAUCCCAUGCACGGCUGCGAGGAUGUCGAUGAAUGCGCCACUAACAAUCCAUGCGGUUUGGGUGCUGAAUGCGUGAACCUGGGCGGUAGCUUCCAGUGCCGCUGUCCCUCCGGCUUUGUCCUGGAGCACGAUCCGCACGCGGAUCAGUUGCCCCAGCUGCAGAACACCCAACAAUUGGGCUACGGGCCGGGGGCGACGGACGUGGUGCCCUAUGAAAGGACCUCGGGCGCCGGUCUGGCCUGCCUGGACAUCGAUGAGUGCAAUCAGCCGGACGGAGUGGCCAAGUGCGGCACCAAUGCCAAGUGCAUUAACUUCCCUGGCUCAUACCGCUGCCUAUGUCCCAGCGGAUUCCAAGGACAAGGCUAUUUGCACUGCGAGAACAUCAACGAGUGUCAGGAUAAUCCGUGUGGGGAGAAUGCGAUCUGCACGGACACCGUUGGCAGCUUCGUGUGCACCUGUAACCCGGACUAUACCGGUGAUCCGUUCCGUGGUUGUGUGGAUAUCGAUGAGUGUACCGCGUUGGAUAAGCCCUGUGGACAGCAUGCGGUAUGCGAAAAUACUGUUCCUGGCUACAAUUGCAAGUGCCCGCAGGGAUAUGAUGGCAAACCCGAUCCCAAGGUGGCCUGCGAACAGGUGGAUGUCAAUAUACUGUGCAGCAGUAACUUCGAUUGUACCAAUAAUGCGGAGUGCAUUGAGAAUCAGUGCUUCUGCUUGGAUGGCUUCGAACCCAUCGGAUCCAGUUGUGUGGACAUCGAUGAGUGUCGCACCCAUGCCGAGGUGUGUGGUCCCCAUGCCCAGUGCCUGAAUACGCCCGGAUCGUACGGCUGUGAAUGCGAGGCGGGAUAUGUGGGCAGUCCGCCAAGAAUGGCCUGCAAGCAGCCUUGCGAGGAUGUGCGAUGUGGAGCCCAUGCUUACUGCAAACCGGAUCAGAAUGAAGCCUACUGCGUGUGCGAGGAUGGAUGGACCUACAAUCCGAGCGAUGUCGCUGCUGGAUGUGUGGACAUUGAUGAGUGCGAUGCGAUGCAUGGACCUUUCGGAAGCUGUGGUCAGAAUGCCACGUGUACAAACAGUGCUGGAGGAUUUACGUGUGCCUGCCCACCUGGAUUCUCGGGAGAUCCGCACGCCAAAUGCGUCGAUGUCGAUGAGUGCCGAACAGGAGCCAGCAAGUGUGGAGCUGGUGCUGAAUGUGUGAACGUACCAGGUGGUGGAUACACCUGUCGCUGCCCCGUGAACACCAUUGCCGAUCCGGAUCCUAGUGUGAGAUGUGUUCCCAUUGUCAGCUGCUCCGCUAAUGAAGACUGCCCGGGUAACUCCAUCUGUGAUGCUACAAAGCGCUGCCUGUGUCCCGAACCAAAUAUUGGCAAUGACUGCCGUCAUCCCUGCGAAGCCCUCAAUUGUGGAGCACAUGCCCAGUGCAUGCUGGCCAAUGGACAGGCUCAGUGCAUGUGUGCUCCAGGAUACACAGGAAACUCUGCCCUUGCAGGCGGCUGCAACGACAUUGAUGAAUGUCGCGCAAAUCCCUGCGCAGAGAAGGCAAUCUGUUCGAAUACAGCCGGAGGCUAUCUUUGCCAGUGUCCGGGUGGAUCCAGUGGAGAUCCAUACCGCGAGGGAUGCAUUACCUCAAAGACGGUGGGCUGUUCUGAUGCCAAUCCUUGCGCGACUGGUGAGUCGUGCGUUCAAGACUCAUACACGGGCAACAGCGUGUGCAUUUGUCGACAGGGUUAUGAGCGAAAUCCCGAGAACGGCCAGUGCCAGGAUGUGGAUGAGUGCUCGGUGCAAAGGGGAAAACCCGCUUGUGGACUAAAUGCUCUCUGUAAGAAUUUGCCUGGUAGCUACGAGUGCCGUUGCCCACAGGGUCAUAACGGAAAUCCCUUCAUCAUGUGCGAGAUCUGCAAUACGCCGGAGUGCCAGUGUCAGUCGCCGUACAAGCUGGUUGGAAAUAGUUGUGUUCUGUCAGGAUGCUCCAGUGGACAGGCCUGUCCCAGCGGAGCUGAGUGCAUCUCCAUAGCUGGAGGUGUUAGUUACUGUGCCUGUCCCAAGGGCUACCAAACCCAACCGGAUGGAAGCUGUGUAGAUAUCGACGAGUGCGAAGAACGAGGCGCUCAAUUGUGUGCCUUUGGAGCUCAGUGCGUAAACAAGCCAGGAAGCUAUAGUUGCCACUGUCCCGAGGGUUACCAGGGAGAUGCCUACAACGGACUAUGUGCCCUCGCACAAAGGAAAUGCGCUGCCGACAGGGAGUGCGCUAGCAACGAAAAAUGCAUCCAGCCAGGAGAGUGUGUUUGCCCACCUCCCUAUUUCCUGGAUCCGCAGGACAACAACAAGUGCAAGAGUCCUUGCGAACGCUUCCCGUGUGGCAUCAAUGCCAAGUGUACGCCCUCAGAUCCUCCACAAUGUAUGUGCGAGGCUGGAUUCAAGGGAGAUCCACUGCUGGGAUGCACCGAUGAAGACGAGUGCUCCCAUCUCCCUUGUGCCUAUGGAGCCUACUGUGUGAACAAGAAGGGCGGCUACCAGUGCGUGUGCCCCAAGGAUUAUACAGGAGAUCCGUACAAGAGUGGCUGCAUCUUCGAGAGCGGCACACCGAAGAGCAAGUGUCUGAGCAACGAUGAUUGCGCCAGUAAUCUAGCCUGCUUGGAAGGUAGCUGCGUCAGCCCAUGCAGCAGUCUUCUGUGUGGAUCGAAUGCCUACUGUGAGACGGAGCAGCAUGCUGGCUGGUGUCGUUGCCGUGUGGGAUACGUCAAAAAUGGCGAUGGAGACUGCGUGUCGCAGUGCCAGGACGUGAUCUGCGGCGAUGGAGCUCUCUGCAUUCCAACCAGCGAGGGACCCACCUGUAAGUGCCCGCAAGGACAGCUCGGCAAUCCCUUCCCUGGCGGCAGCUGCAGCACGGAUCAGUGCUCAGCCGCCAGACCUUGUGGCGAGCGGCAGAUCUGCAUCAAUGGAAGAUGCAAGGAGCGCUGCGAGGGUGUGGUCUGUGGUAUUGGAGCCACCUGCGAUAGAAACAAUGGAAAGUGCAUCUGUGAGCCAAACUUUGUGGGUAAUCCCGACUUGAUCUGUAUGCCGCCCAUCGAGCAGGCCAAGUGCUCUCCAGGAUGUGGAGAGAACGCACACUGCGAGUACGGAUUGGGUCAGAGCCGAUGUGCCUGUAACCCAGGAACCUUUGGUAAUCCCUAUGAAGGCUGUGGAGCGCAGAGCAAGAACGUAUGCCAGCCGAAUAGCUGUGGACCCAAUGCCGAGUGCCGUGCUGUGGGCAACCACAUCUCCUGUGUUUGUCCACAGGGCUUCAGUGGUAAUCCCUACAUUGGCUGCCAGGAUGUGGAUGAGUGUGCCAACAAACCUUGUGGUCUAAAUGCCGCCUGUUUGAAUAGAGCAGGAGGAUUCGAGUGCUUGUGUCUGUCUGGACAUGCCGGAAAUCCCUACAGCAGUUGUCAACCCAUCGAGAGCAAGUUCUGCCAAGAUGCGAAUAAGUGCCAGUGCAAUGACCGAGUGGAGUGUCCCGAUGGCUACAGUUGCCAGAAAGGACAAUGCAAGAACCUAUGCUCCCAGGCUUCGUGUGGUCCAAGAGCCAUCUGCGAUGCCGGAAAUUGCAUCUGCCCCAUGGGCUACAUUGGAGAUCCCCACGACCAAGUGCAGGGUUGCAGCGUUCGCGGUCAGUGUGGCAAUGAUGCCGACUGCCUGCACUCUGAGAUCUGCUUCCAGUUAGGCAAGGGUCUGCGCAAAUGUGUGGACGCGUGCUCCAAGAUUCAGUGUGGACCCAAUGCUCUGUGCGUGUCCGAGGAUCAUCGAUCUUCAUGUAUAUGCUCUGACGGAUACUUCGGAAAUCCAAGCAACCUACAGGUGGGUUGCCAGCCGGAAAGAACAGUUCCCGAGGAAAAGGAUAAAUGUAAAUCGGAUCAGGACUGUAAUCGAGGAUAUGGUUGUCAAGCCAGCGUUAACGGCAUCAAGGAGUGCAUUAACCUGUGCUCCAAUGUCGUCUGCGGACCCAACGAGCUGUGCAAGAUUAACCCAGCUGGGCAUGCGAUUUGCAAUUGCGCCGAGAGCUAUGUCUGGAACCCAGUGGUCUCUUCCUGCGAAAAGCCUUCACUGCCAGACUGCACCAGUGACGCCAAUUGCCCAGAUGCAUCUGCCUGUCGACCGGAUGUCUUGGGAGUCCUUAAGUGCGUCGCCAUCUGCGAUGCCUUCACGUGCCCAGCCAACUCGGUUUGCCUAGCCCGUCAGCACCAGGGACGCUGUGAUUGUCUGAACGGUUUCGUGGGUAACCCCAACGACAGGAAUGGCUGCCAACCGGCCCAGAAACAUCACUGCAGAAACCACGCCGAGUGCCAGGAGUCCGAGGCCUGUAUUAAGGAUGAAUCUACCCAAACGCUUGGAUGUCGUCCAGCGUGUGAUACGGUGAAGUGUGGACCCCGUGCCGUUUGUGUCACCAACAAUCAUCAGGCGCAGUGUCAGUGUCCACCUGGUCCUUUCGCCGGUGAUCCAUACGAUCCAUUUAAUGGCUGCCAGAGUGUUCCUUGUGUUUACAACCACGACUGUCCACCCAGCCAGAUGUGCAACAGGAUGACACAUACAUGCUUCGAUGUGUGCGACGAGGAGUCCUGCGGUGACAAUGCCAUUUGCUUGGCUGAGGAUCAUAGAGCUGUCUGCCAGUGCCCGCCUGGAUUUAAGGGAGAUCCGUUACCGGAAGUGGCCUGCACCAAGCAGGGCGGUUGUGCCGCUGGAACUUGCCACCCCUCCGCCAUUUGCGAAGUCACUCCGGAAGGACCUGUCUGCAAGUGUCCGCCGCUUUUUGUCGGCGACCCAAAGUCGGGUGGCUGUCGUCCAGAUGGUCAGUGCCCGAAUGGAGACGCCGACUGCCCAGCUAACACCAUCUGCGCCGGCGGAAUGUGCCAGAAUCCCUGCGCCAACGCUUGCGGAUCGAAUGCUGAGUGCAAGGUGGUCAAUAGGAAACCCGUCUGCAGUUGUCCCCUGCGAUUCCAGCCUAUCUCUGAUACCGCCAAGGAUGGAUGUGCCCGGACCAUAUCUAAGUGCCUCACAGAUGUCGACUGCGGAGGAGCUCUAUGCUACAAUGGACAAUGCCGUAUUGCUUGCAGGAACAGCCAAGAUUGCUCCGAUGGCGAGAGCUGCUUGAAGAACGUCUGUGUGGUCGCCUGUCUGGAUCACAGUCAAUGCGCCAGUGGACUGGCCUGUGUUGAGGGCCACUGCACCAUCGGCUGUCGCAGCAACAAGGAGUGCAAGCAGGAUCAGUCUUGCAUUGAGAACAAGUGCCUGAAUCCUUGCCAGUCUGCCAACAGCUGUGGUCCAAAUGCCCUGUGCAGCAUUGAUCAGCACCAUAGCCAGUGCAGCUGUCCGGAAGGUUUCGAGGGCAACCCCACUCCGGAACAGGGAUGUGUUCGAGUUCCAGCUCCCUGCUUAGCCAGUAAUCAGUGUCCCAGCGGACACAUGUGCAUUGGAAAUCAAUGUAAUCUUCCCUGUACCAAAACCGCUUCCUGUGCAGUUGGAGAACGUUGCUAUCAACAAGUCUGCCGCAAGGUGUGCUAUACCAGCAACAACUGUUUGGCCGGAGAAAUCUGUAAUUCGGACAGGACGUGCCAGCCAGGAUGUGAUUCAGAUGCCGAUUGUCCACCCACCGAAUUGUGCCUGACCGGAAAGUGCAAGUGCGCCACCGGAUUUAUAGGCACACCCUUUGGAUGCUCGGAUAUUGAUGAGUGCACUGAACAGCCCUGCCAUGCCAGUGCUCGAUGCGAGAACCUUCCGGGAACCUAUCGUUGUGUAUGUCCCGAAGGAACAGUCGGCGAUGGGUACUCCCAACCGGGUUGCUCGCAGCCCAGGCAAUGCCACAAACCAGACGAUUGUGCCAAUAAUCUGGCCUGUAUACAUGGAAUGUGCACGGAUCCUUGCUUACAUACUGUUUGCGGCAUUAAUGCCAAUUGCCAGUCGGAAGGACACGAAGCUCUAUGCAGCUGUCCAGCUGGAUUCUUGGGAGACCCCAACGACACUGGAGUCGGAUGCUUUAAGGUGGAGUGCAUCGACCAUGUCGAUUGUGUAGAAGAUCGUGCCUGCGAUGCGGAAACCAAUCGAUGCAUUAAACCAUGUGACCUAACUAGUUGCGGAAAGGGCAGUUGCCAGGUGAAGGAUCACAAGGCGACAUGUGCCUGUCACGAAGGUUAUCAAUUGGUAAACGGAGUAUGUGAGGACAUCAACGAGUGUCUAUCGCAGCCAUGCCACAGCACAGCUUUUUGCAACAACCUUCCAGGAACCUACACUUGCCAGUGCCCGGAGGGAUUGAUCGGAGAUCCCCUGCAGGCCGGUUGUCGGGAUCCCAAUGAGUGUUUGAGUGAUGCGGACUGUCCUGCCUCAGCUAGUUGCCAAAACUCCCGAUGCCGUAGUCCUUGCGAGCGGCAGAAUGCUUGUGGAUUGAAUGCCAACUGCCAGGCGCAGUCCCAUCAAGCCAUUUGCACUUGUCCUCAGAAUUCCCGUGGAGAUCCCACCAUCGAGUGCGUGCACAUUGAGUGCGCGGACAAUGACGAUUGCUCCGGGGAGAAAGCAUGCUUGGACUCGAAGUGCAUAGAUCCCUGUUCGCUGCCCAAUGCCUGUGGAGCUUUGGCUCGUUGCUCGGUGCAGAAUCACAUCGGAGUCUGCUCCUGCGAAGCGGGCAGCACCGGAGAUGCCAAAUUGGGCUGUGUGCAGCUGCAAUAUUGCCAGCAGGACGGACAAUGUGCCCAGGGAAGCAUAUGCUCCCACGGAAUUUGCAGUCCGCUGUGCAGCACAAACCGCGAUUGUAUUUCGGAACAGUUGUGUUUGCAGGGCGUCUGUCAGGGAACCUGCAAGUCAAACUCAACCUGUCCCCAGUUCCAGUUCUGUUCGAAUAACAUUUGCACCAAGGAGCUGGAGUGCCGAUCCGAUAGCGAGUGUGGCGAAGACGAAACCUGUCUGAGUGAUGCCUACGGGCGUGCAAAGUGUGAAUCCGUGUGUCUUGGUCGCGCUGCCUGUGGUAGGAAUGCGGAAUGCGUUGCCCGUUCCCAUGCUCCCGAUUGCCUCUGCAAGGAGGGAUUCUUUGGGGACGCCAAGUCAGGAUGCCGCAAGAUCGAGUGCACUACCGACGAUGACUGCUCUAAUGACAAGAGCUGCGAUAACCACAUGUGCAAAAUUGCCUGCCUCAUUGGACAGCCGUGCGGAGAGAAUGCCCUCUGCACCACAGAACACCACCAGCAGGUUUGCCACUGCCAGCCAGGAUUUUCGGGAGAUCCGCGGGUUCGUUGCGAUGUUAUAGACUUUUGCCGGGAUGCUCCGUGCGGACCCGGAGCCCGUUGCCGAAACGCGAGGGGGUCGUAUAAGUGCACCUGUCCCCCGGGACUCGUUGGUGAUCCGUACAAUGAGGGCUGUCGCAGCUCCGUUGAGUGCGAGACCAACGAGGACUGUCCCCCGCAUGCCGCAUGCACCAAAACCAAUGGGGUGGCCAAGUGCCGCGAUGUUUGUGCCCAGCUGCAAUGUGGCCCCAAUGCGGAAUGUGUUCCGAAGGGCCAUGUGGCGCAGUGUGCAUGCCGCAGCGGCUACGAUGGCCAACCCGCCGACCGGGUGGCCGGCUGUAAGCCGCUGCCCUCUCCCUGUCAGGUCACCGGCGACUGUCCGACCAACACAUACUGCUCGGAUAGCGUCUGCAAACCUGCCUGUGUUCUGGACACCGAAUGUGGAGCAUUCGAAGUGUGUCAAGGUGGCCAAUGCUUCAAUCCCUGCCUUCAACCGCAGGCCUGUGGCCAGAAUGCCGAGUGCGUGAUGCAGAAUCAUCUGAAACAGUGCCAUUGCCCGGAGGGCUUCACCGGCGACUCUGCGAAGGAGUGUGUGCGUGUGCCGGUGGCCUGCGAUGGCGAGUGCGCUCCUGGAUAUACCUGCCGCGACUCCAUGUGCCUGCCCGAGUGCCACAACGAUCUGGAGUGCGCCUCCAACGAGAAGUGCCUGAAGGGCAGCUGUAUGCUGACCUGUCGGGUGGACAACGAUUGCUUCCUGGGUCACGUUUGCCUGCACAACAAGUGCGUGUAUGGCUGCCAUGUGGACGAUGACUGCAGUGCCUCAGAGUCUUGUCGCAACGAUAAGUGCGUAAACCCUUGUGUGGAGAAUCCCUGUGGUCCCAAUGCCGCCUGUUCGGUGUCCAACCACCGUGCUAGCUGCAGUUGUCUGGAGAGUAUGGUGCCCAAUCCCACACCCCAGGUGGGCUGCGUCCGUUCUCCCCCCUUGGAAUGCCGCGAGAAUCGCGACUGUGGAAAUGGAUUGGCUUGCUUCGAGUCGGUAUGCCGACCUCUAUGUGCCGAUGAUGCCGGCUGCUUGACCAACGAGCGUUGUCAGCAGGGAGUUUGCAAACCCCUUUGCCGCCACGACAAUGAGUGCGGUCAUGGAGAGCUUUGUCUGGGCCUGAAUUGCGUACCUGGAUGCCGUUCCGAUCAGGGUUGCCCCCAGGAUUUGUCCUGCGUGGGUCAGCAGUGCGUGGAUCCAUGUGCAGAUCCCACUGCCUGCGGCACUAAUGCCCACUGCCAAACGAUCGAUCAUAGGAAACAGUGCUUAUGUCCAGAGGGUCUGGAUGGCAAUGCGAAUGUGGCCUGCAAGGUGCCUCGCAUUGCUUGUGGCAGAAACGAGGAUUGCCAAUCGAAUCAGCUAUGUUAUGCUGGCAGCUGCCAAGGAAAGUGCAGGAACGACCAGAACUGCCUGGCGGAUGAGCGUUGCAUGAGAGGAACAUGUAGAACCGUGUGCAACACCGAUGAGGCCUGUGCUCAGGGACAGAUUUGCGAAAACCGAAUGUGCCAGACUGGAUGUCGUACCGAUUUGAGUUGUGCCACCGACGAGGCCUGCGUGAACAAGAAGUGCCAGAAUCCAUGUCGCACACCCGGCCAAUGUGGCCAGUGUGCCGACUGUCUUGUAGUCAAUCAUGGAGUCCAAUGCCAGUGUCCGGCCGCCUUCAUGGGAGACGGUUUGACUGGCUGUCAACUGCCGCCGGAACGCUGCCAUCCUGGCUGUGAAUGCGACGAAAAUGGAGCCUACUGUGCCGCCAAAUGCUCAAGGACCGAGGAUUGCGCCUGUGGACAACAGUGUGCCAGAGGAAAGUGCCGGAAUAAGUGCGGACCCAAGCGCCAGUGUACGGUGGGUCAACUUUGCGAGAGAGGAGCCUGCAUUGCCGGGUGCAAGUCGAACGGUGAUUGUGCCGCCGACCAGAGCUGUGUCAAUGGAAAGUGCUCCGAUCCUUGUGCGAACGAGAAGGCUUGCGGACGGAAUGCCCUGUGCACCGUGUCCGAACACCGGAUGCUCUGCUACUGUCCGGAUGGAUAUGAAGGCGAGCCCAGUAAGGAGUGCGUGCAGUUCGAGUGCCGUGUGGACACCGAUUGUGACAGCAAUAAGCGCUGCGACCAAGGAAAGUGCCGCAAUCCUUGCCUGGAGUAUGGAGCUUGUGGCACCAAUGCUCAGUGUCGGGUGGUGGGUCGCAAGGCCCAAUGUUCAUGUCCGCCGGACUUCUUUGGCAAUCCGGCUAGUGAGUGCCGACCCCUGGAAGGAGGAUGCUCCAGCAAACCCUGUGGUGAGAACUCCAAGUGCACUGAGGUGCCCGGAGGCUAUGAGUGCGCUUGCAUGGAUGGCUGCAUUGGUGAUGCCCACCAGGGAUGCCUUUGCGGCGGACCUCUAGUGAAUGCCUGUCGGGAUCAGCCGUGCGGACUGAAUGCCGCCUGUCACGUAUUGGAAAACAAUCAAGCUGAAUGCUACUGCCCGGAGGACUUCCCCAAUGGUGAUGCCUAUGUGCAAUGUUACUUGACCACGCCGAAGCAGGAUUGUCGUACCCUAGGAUGCGAAGUCGGCGGCUGUGUACGCCAGGGCUAUGAAUACGUUUGCCAGCAGGACACCGAACAAUGCUACUCAGAUACGGAUUGUCCCAGUGAAAAAUCAUGCCUCCAAGGACACUGCAGCGAUCCUUGUACAAUGCGUGGCGUGUGUGGUUUGAAUGCUCUCUGCAAAACCGUACUGCAUCGACCGCGCUGCUCCUGCCCCAGUUGCCACAUCGGUCGACCAGAGAUCGAGUGCAAGUCUGAUCCCAAGUGCCUGGCCGAGGAAACAGACCCAAAGACCAAGGAGCAGAUACCAUGCUCCAGUGACUCCGAGUGCCCAGAGACGUUGCAAUGCGGCCAGUACGGCCAAUGCACAGAUCCGUGCAACAAUCCGCUCUUCAUCUGCGAGAGCAACAAGAAGUGCGAGACGAGACGUCACCAGCCCGUUUGUAUCUGCAAGUCGGGCUUCAUAGUGAAUGAGUUCGGAGAACUGACGUGCGCCCCCGACAAGCGGGAGUGCUAUCGCGACGAUGACUGCGCCUCGAACAUGGCCUGCACCGAUGGCAAGUGCCGCAAUCCUUGCAUCGUGCCCCUGGGCCGAGCCGCAAUUUGUGCCGAGAACAAGUCCUGCGAGGUGCAGAACCACAAGCCAGUGUGCAUUUGCAUGCGCGACUGCCAGCCAUCCAUAUCCAUUUGCCUGCGCGACGCCGGUUGUCCGGCUAGCCAGGCUUGCCGGAAGCUCAAGUGCGUCGAUCCGUGCGAGUUUGCCACAUGCGCACCCAACUCGCCAUGCAUUGUCGAGGAUCACAAGCCGAUAUGUAAAUUCUGCCCAGCUGGAUUUAUAGCCGAUGCCAAGAAUGGAUGUCAAAAAGCAGCUAAGCCAGGUGGCAACUGUACCUCAAACGAAGAUUGCAGUGAAGCGCACCAAUGUGGAUCGUCGGGAAAAUGUAUCGACCCCUGCCUCACUUCCUGUGCAGGCGCAGUAAAGUGUGUUGUAUCAGCACAUAGGGUUACGAUAUGUACAUGUCCAGCCACCUUCACGAACAACACAGUUUCGAACUGCAUUUCAACAGAUAUAACAGUAGAGACCACAACUCAAACAAUUGAAACGACUACGGACUUUAUUAACGUAAAAUACACUGUAAUGCAAUUGGCAAAUCAAACUGAAAUGAGAACACGGUUUACCGAUAUAGAAGCCGAAAACGAAACAACAGUUUCAUACACAAGUACAACCGAGUCUUAUAAGACGACUAAGCAAUUUUCUACCAACCCAGUAACAGAGACUAUCACACCUCCUACCGAAGUCAGAACAACAUUGACCCUUGAAGAAUCCACACUUCCUGCAGGGUCAACGCAUACACCCACAACAUUACCUUCAGACACAACUACUCGACCUUACGCACAACAAACGACUGAAUCUACCAGAGAAGUUCCAACCAUCCGGCCAAUUGAGGUAUCAACUCCCAGUUCAGUAUCUUUGGAAACCACUGUUCCACCAAUCACUUCACAAACCACUCCAAAUGUUCCGAUUGGAACAACACGUGGGCCAGUUACAGAACAGACUACCACAUCUCGUAGCGAAGUCAGUACCACAAAGACCCCUGAAGAAUUCACACUUCCUGCAGGAUCAACGGAGACACCCACAACAUUACCUCCAGACACAACUACUCGACCUUACGCACAACAAACGACUGAAUCUACCAGAGAAGUUCCAACCAUCCGGCCAAUUGAGGUAUCAACUCCCAGUUCAGUAUCUUUGGAAACCACUGUUCCACCAAUCACUUCACAAACCACCCCAAAUGUUCCGAUUGGAACAACACGUGGGCCAGUUACAGAACAGACUACCACAUCUCGUAGCGAAGUCAGUACCACAAAGACCCCUGAAGAAUCCACACUUCCUGCAAGAUCAACGCAUACACCCACAACAUUACCUUCAGACACAACUACUCGACCUUACGCACAACAAACGACUGAAUCUACCAGAGAAGUUCCAACCAUCCGGCCAUUUGAGGCAUCAACCCCCAGUCCAGUAUCUUUGGAAACUACUGUUCCACCACUCACUUCUCAAACGACCUCAAAUGUUCCGAUUGGUACAACAGGUGGCUCACUGACAGAACAGACUACCACAUCUCGUAGCAAAGUCAGUACCACAAAGACCCCUGAAGAAUCCACACUUCCUGCAGGAUCAACGGAGACACCCACAACAUUACCUCCAGACACAACUACUCGACCUUACGCACAACAAACGACUGAAUCUACCAGAGAAGUUCCAACUAUCAGGCAAUUUGAGGCAUCUACUCCCAGUCCAGUAGCUCUGGAAACUACUGUUCCACCAAUCCCUCCAGUAUCUUCGGAAACAACCGUUCCGUCAAUCCCUCCAGUAUCUUCAGAAACUACAGUUCCAUCAAUCGCUCCAGAAACCACCGCAACGGUUCCGAUUGAUACAACACGUCGGCCACUGACAGAACAGAAUACCACAUCUCAUAGCGAAGUCAGUACCACAAAGACCCCUGAAGAAUCUACACUUUCUGAAGAGUCAACAGCUAGAACUACUCCAUCUGAUAGUUCUGAGUCACCCACAACAUUACCUUCAGACACAACUACUCGACCUUACGCACAGCAAACGACUGAAUCUACCAGAGAAGUUCCAACCAUCCGGCCAAUUGAGGUAUCAACUCCCAGUUCAGUAUCUUUGGAAACCACUGUUCCACCAAUCACUUCACAAACCACCCCAAAUGUUCCGAUUGGAACAACACGUGGGCCAGUUACAGAACAGACUACCACAUCUCGUAGCGAAGUCAGUACCACAAAGACCCCUGAAGAAUCUACACUUCCUGCAGGAUCAACGGAGACACCCACAACAUUACCUCCAGACACAACUACUCGACCUUACGCAGAACAAACGACUGAAUCUACCAGAGAAGUUCCAACCAUCCGGCCAUUUGAGGCAUCAACCCCCCGGCCAGUAUCUUUGGAAACUACUGUUCCACCACUUACUUCUCAAACGACCUCAAAUGUUCCGAUUGGUACAACAGGUGGCUCACUGACAGAACAGACUACCACAUCUCGUAGCGAAGUCAGUACCACAAAGACCCUUGAAGAAUCCACACUUCCUGCAGGAUCAACAGAGACACCCACAACAUUACCUUCAGACACAACUUCUCACCCUUACGCACAGCAAACGACUGAAUCUACCAGAGAAGUUUCAACCAUCCGGCCAUUUGAGGCAUCUACUCGUAGUUCAGUAGCUUUGGAAACUACUGUUCCACCAAUCACUUCUCAAGCCACCUCAAAUGGUCCGAUUGGAACAACACGUGGGCCAGUUACAGAACAGACUACCACAUCUCGUAGCGAAGUCAGUACCACAAAGACCCUUGAAGAAUCACCACUUUCUGCAGGAUCAACGGAGACACCCACAACAUUACCUUCAGACACAACUUCUCACCCUUACGCACAGCAAACGACUGAAUCUACCAGAGAAGUUCCAACCAUCCGGCCAAUUGAGGUAUCAACUCCCAGUUCAGUAUCUUUGGAAACCACUGUUCCACCAAUCACUUCACAAACCACCCUAAAUGUUCCGAUUGGAACAACACGUGGGCCAGUUACAGAACAGACUACCACAUCUCGUAACGAAGUCAGUACCACAAAGACCCCUGAAGAAUCUACACUUCCUGCAGGAUCAACGGAGACACCCACAACAUUACCUUCAGACACAACUACUCGACCUUACGCAGAACAAACGACUGAAUCUACCAGAGAAGUUCCAACCAUCCGGCCAUUUGAGGCAUCAACCCCCAGUCCAGUAUCUUUGGAAACUACUGUUCCACCACUCACUUCUCAAACGACCUCAAAUGUUCCGAUUGGUACAACAGGUGGCUCACUGACAGAACAGACUACCACAUCUCGUAGCGAAGUCAGUACCACAAAGACCCUUCAAGAAUCUACACUUCCUGCAGGAUCAACGGAGACACCCACAACCUUACCUUCAGACUCAACUACUCAACCUUACGCACAACAAACGACUGAAACUACGAGAAAAGCUCCAACCAUCCGGCCAUUUGAGGCAUCUACUCCCAGUCCAGUAUCUCUGGAAACUACUGUUCCACCAAUCCCUCCAGUAUCUUCGGAAACAACCGUUCCGUCAAUCCCUCCAGUAUCUUCAGAAACUACAGUUCCACCAAUCGCUCCAGAAACCACCACAACGGUUCCGAUUGGAACAACACGUGGGCCACUGACAGGACAGACUACCACAUCUCAUAGCGAAGUCACUACCACAAAGACCCUUGAAGAAUCCACACUUCCUGCAGGAUCAACGGAGACACCCACAACAUUACCUUCAGAUACAAUUACUCGACCUUACGCACAACAAACGACUGAAUCUACCGGAGAAGUUCCAACUAUCCGGCCAUUUGAGGCAUCUACUCCCAGUCAAGUAUCUCUGGAAACUACUGAUACACCAAUCACUCCAGUAUCUUCGGAAACAACCGUUCCAUCAACCCCUCCAGUAUCUUCAGAAACUACCGUUACAUCAAUCGCUUCAGAAACCACCACAACGGUUCCGAUUGGUACAUCACGUCGGCCACUGACAGAACAGACUACCAGACCUCCGAGUGAAGUCAGAACCACAAAGACCCUUGAAGAAUCCACACUUCCUGCAGGAUCAACGGAGACACCCACAACAUUACCUCCAGACACAACUUCUCACCCUUACGCACAGCAAACGACUGAAUCUACCAGAGAAGUUCCAACCAUCCGGCCAUUUGAGGCAUCUACUCCCAGUCCAGUAUCUUUGGAAACCACUGUUCCACCAAUCACUUCACAAACCACCCCAAAUGUUCCGAUUGGAACAACACGUGGGCCAGUUACAGAACAGACUACCACAUCUCGUAGCGAAGUCAGUACCACAAAGACCCUUCAAGAAUCUACACUUCCUGCAGGAUCAACGGAGACACCCACAACCUUACCUUCAGACUCAACUACUCAACCUUACGCACAACAAACGACUGAAACUAUGAGAAAAGCUCCAACCAUCCGGCCAUUUGAGGCAUCUACUCCCAGUCCAGUAUCUCUGGAAACUACUGUUCCACCAAUCCCUCCAGUAUCUUCGGAAACAACCGUUCCGUCAAUCCCUCCAGUAUCUUCAGAAACUACAGUUCCACCAAUCGCUCCAGAAACCACCACAACGGUUCCGAUUGGAACAACACGUGGGCCAGUGACAGAACAGACUACCACAUCUCAUAGCGAAGUCACUACCACAAAGACCCUUGAAGAAUCCACACUUCCUGCAGGAUCAACGGAGACACCCACAACAUUACCUUCAGAUACAAUUACUCGACCUUACGCACAACAAACGACUGAAUCUACCAGAGAAGUUCCAACUAUCCGGCCAUUUGAGGCAUCUACUCCCAGUCAAGUAUCUCUGGAAACUACUGUUCCACCAAUCACUCCAGUAUCUUCAGAAACUACAGCUCCAUCAAUCGCUUCAGAAACCACCACAACGGUUCCGAUUGGUACAACACGUCGGCCACUGACAGAACAGACUACCACAUCUCGUAGCGAAGUCAGUACCACAAAGACCCCUGAAGAAUCUACACUUCCUGCAGGAUCAACGGAGACACCAAUAACAUUACCUCCAGACACAACUACUCGACCUUACGCAGAACAAACGACUGAAUCUACCAGAGAAGUUCCAACUAUCAGGCCAUUUGAGGCAUCUACUCCCAGUCCAGUAUCUCUGGAAACUACUGUUCCACCAAUCACUCCAGUAUCUUCAGAAACUACCGUUACAUCAAUCACUGCUCAAACCACCUCAAAUGUUCCGAUUGGAACAACACGUGGGCCAGUUACAGAACAGACUACCACAUCUCGUAGCGAAGUCAGUACCACAAAGACCCUUCAAGAAUCUACACUUCCUGCAGGAUCAACGGAGACACCCACAACCUUACCUUCAGACUCAACUACUCAACCUUACGCACAACAAACGACUCAAACUAUGAGAAAAGCUCCAACCAUCCGGCCAUUUGAGGCAUCUACUCCCAGUCCAGUAUCUUUGGAAACCACUGUUCCACCAAUCACUUCACAAACCACCCCAAAUGUUCCGAUUGGAACAACACGUGGGCCAGUUACAGAACAGACUACCACAUCUCGUAGCGAAGUCAGAACCACAAAGACCCUUGAAGAAUCCACACUUCCUGCAGGAUCAACGGAGACACCCACAACAUUACCUCCAGACACAACUUCUCACCCUUACGCACAGCAAACGACUGAAUAUACCAGAGAAGUUCCAACCAUCCGGCCAUUUGAGGCAUCUACUCCCAGUCCAGUAUCUUUGGAAACCACUGUUCCACCAAUCACUUCACAAACCACCCCAAAUGUUCCGAUUGGAACAACACGUGGGCCAGUUACAGAACAGACUACCACAUCUCGUAGCGAAGUCAGAACCGCAAAGACCCUUGAAGAAUCCACACUUCCUGCAGGAUCAACGGAGACACCCACAACAUUACCUUCAGACACAACUUCUCACCCUUACGCACAGCAAACGACUGAAUCUACCAGAGAAGUUUCAACCAUCCGGCCAAUUGAGGUAUCAACUCCCAGUUCAGUAUCUUUGGAAACCACUGUUCCACCAAUCACUUCACAAACCACCCCAAAUGUUCCGAUUGGAACAACACGUGGGCCAGUUACAGAACAGACUACCACAUCUCGUAGCGAAGUCAGUACCACAAAGACCCUUCAAGAAUCUACACUUCCUGCAGGAUCAACGGAGACACCCACAACCUUACCUUCAGACUCAACUACUCAACCUUACGCACAACAAACGACUGAAACUAUGAGAAAAGCUCCAACCAUCCGGCCAUUUGAGGCAUCUACUCCCAGUCCAGUAUCUCUGGAAACUACUGUUCCACCAAUCCCUCCAGUAUCUUCGGAAACAACCGUUCCGUCAAUCCCUCCAGUAUCUUCAGAAACUACAGUUCCACCAAUCGCUCCAGAAACCACCACAACGGUUCCGAUUGGAACAACACGUGGGCCAGUGACAGAACAGACUACCACAUCUCAUAGCGAAGUCACUACCACAAAGACCCUUGAAGAAUCCACACUUCCUGCAGGAUCAACGGAGACACCCACAACAUUACCUUCAGAUACAAUUACUCGACCUUACGCACAACAAACGACUGAAUCUACCAGAGAAGUUCCAACUAUCCGGCCAUUUGAGGCAUCUACUCCCAGUCAAGUAUCUCUGGAAACUACUGUUCCACCAAUCACUCCAGUAUCUUCAGAAACUACAGCUCCAUCAAUCGCUUCAGAAACCACCACAACGGUUCCGAUUGGUACAACACGUCGGCCACUGACAGAACAGACUACCACAUCUCGUAGCGAAGUCAGUACCACAAAGACCCCUGAAGAAUCUACACUUCCUGCAGGAUCAACGGAGACACCAAUAACAUUACCUCCAGACACAACUACUCGACCUUACGCAGAACAAACGACUGAAUCUACCAGAGAAGUUCCAACUAUCAGGCCAUUUGAGGCAUCUACUCCCAGUCCAGUAUCUCUGGAAACUACUGUUCCACCAAUCACUCCAGUAUCUUCAGAAACUACCGUUACAUCAAUCACUGCUCAAACCACCUCAAAUGUUCCGAUUGGAACAACACGUGGGCCAGUUACAGAACAGACUACCACAUCUCGUAGCGAAGUCAGUACCACAAAGACCCUUCAAGAAUCUACACUUCCUGCAGGAUCAACGGAGACACCCACAACCUUACCUUCAGACUCAACUACUCAACCUUACGCACAACAAACGACUGAAACUAUGAGAAAAGCUCCAACCAUCCGGCCAUUUGAGGCAUCUACUCCCAGUCCAGUAUCUUUGGAAACCACUGUUCCACCAAUCACUUCACAAACCACCCCAAAUGUUCCGAUUGGAACAACACGUGGGCCAGUUACAGAACAGACUACCACAUCUCGUAGCGAAGUCAGAACCACAAAGACCCUUGAAGAAUCCACACUUCCUGCAGGAUCAACGGAGACACCCACAACAUUACCUCCAGACACAACUUCUCACCCUUACGCACAGCAAACGACUGAAUCUACCAGAGAAGUUCCAACCAUCCGGCCAUUUGAGGCAUCUACUCGUAGUUCAGUAUCUUUGAAAACCACUGUUCCACCAAUCACUGAUCAAACCACCUCAAAUGUUCCGAUUGGAACAACACGUGGGCAAGUUACAGAACAGACUACCACAUCUCGUAGCGAAGUCAGAACCACAAAGACCCUUGAAGAAUCCACACUUCCUGCAGGAUCAACGGAGACACCCACAACAUUACCUCCAGACACAACUUCUCACCCUUACGCACAGCAAACGACUGAAUCUACCAGAGAAGUUCCAACCAUCCGGCCAUUUGAGGCAUCUACUCGUAGUUCAGUAUCUUUGGAAACCACUGUUCCACCAUUCACUUCUCAAACGACCUCAAAUGUUCCGAUUGGUACAACAGGUGGCUCACUGACAGAACAGACUACCACAUCUCGUAGCGAAGUCAGUACCACAAAGACCCCUGAAGAAUCUACACUGCCUGCAGAGUCAACAGUUAGAACUACUCCAUCUGAUAGUUCUGAGUCACCCACAACAUUACCUUCAGACACAACUACUCGACCGUACGCACAAAAAACGACUGAAUCUACCAGAGAAGUCCCAACCAUCCGGCCAUUUGAGGCAUCUACUCCCAGUUCAGUAUCUUCAGAAACUACUGUUCCACCAAUCACUGAUCAAACCACCUCAAAUGUUCCGAUUGGAACAACACGUGGGCAAGUUACAGAACAGACUACCACAUCUCGUAGCGAAGUCAAAACCACAAAGACCCCUGAAGAAUCUACACUUCCUGCAGAGUCAACAGUUAGAACUACUCCAUCUGAUAGUUCUGAGUCACCCACAACAUUACCUUCAGAUACAACUACUCGACCUGAAGAAUCUUCCCCUCCUGCUGGUUCAUUCGAUACAACUAUUCCAUUCCCUAGUCCUGAGACAGUCACGUCAGAACCUUCAGAGUCAACUACUCGCCCAGUUACCCAAGAAACCACCAAAACUACUUCUGCUGGUACCCGACGACAACAAGUGACAGAACGAACUACCAAAUCUUUCAGCGAAGUAACGACUGGACGCUCAAGUGACGUAGUGACUGAAGUUACUAUGCCACGUGAAACAUAUACGAGCAAAGCCAUUGAUAUAAUUACAACUACGCUGUCGGUUGAUGAAUCAACAUUUAAAUAUGACAUGUCUUAUAGUAAUAUUCCGUCAAUUACUACUAUUUUACCCGUAUUUAACAAGUCGACUUCUGUAUCGAGUCCCGUUUCGGAUAAAUUGCCAACUGCAACAGACAUUACGAUGACAAAGUUACAAAGUUGUAAAACAGACUAUGACUGCUUAGACGAACAGACCUGCAUUAGAGGACAGUGCAUAUCGCCCUGUGAAUACUUCACUAAUCUGUGCACGGUGCAGAAUCUGACCAUUUGUCGUACAUUGAACCACACCACAAGGUGCUUCUGUGAUACCGCCGAUGAUGUAAAUAGACCCGAUUGCUCUAUGAAAGCAGAGAUCGGAUGCGCAUCGAGUGAUGAGUGCCCGUCCCAGCAGGCGUGCAUUAAUGCUCUUUGUGUGGAUCCUUGCACCUUUAACAAUCCCUGCAGCCGUAAUGAAGAUUGCCGUGUUUUUAACCAUCAGCCAUUGUGCUCAGCAGAGCACGGUCGCACGCCUGGCUGCGAACAUUGUCCACCAGGCGCAAACUGCGAUCCAACAACCGGUGCUUGUAUAAAGGCUAAUGUAACAAUAACAACUAUUACUACCAAGAACUCCACAUCUACCAAGAUACCAACGAAACCAAGAACAACAGCUAACCCAAACACAGGCGUCAAAACGACACCGACAACCACAAGGGUCACCACAAGAAAUACCACCACGACCACAACCACUACUACCACUACUUCCUCCACUAGCACUGAAUCGAGCACAAUCACAAGCGCUACUAACCAGACCAGUAAGAACCAAAAACCAGACACAGAAAGCACCACCUCCCACACCGAUGCCACGAGGCGGUAUCGCGAUGGUGAGAACAAUAUCACCGAUACUCCAACACCAAGGCCCACGAUCCAGACGACCACGCUGCGGGGCGAAGGUAUCAUAAGUGACAGUCAGAGUCGGUCCACCACGACGCCCAAAAUGAAAACCACCCGACUGGAUACUUCCAACGAGGUCCCAGAUACCACCUCGCCGUGGCCAAUAGAGCUGCCCACCACAGAGGGCACCACCACGGAGGUCUACAACACCAUGAUUGCCCCGGUGGUCAACACCACUGACACCUCAUUAAUUAACCCAUGUACAGUAGAUACUAAUUGUGCCCCUAACGAGCACUGCAAGCUGGGCCUUUGCCGUAAAAAAGAACCGCCGGGUUCACCGAAAACGCCCGAACCCUGUCAAUCUAACAACGACUGCAUUGAGAGCGAGGCCUGUUACAUGGGACUGUGCCAGGAUCCUUGCGAAUUUGCCAAGAUUUGUGCCGCGACUGCCAAGUGCACCGCCAAGAGUCAUCGACCAGUGUGCACCUGUCCGCAGGGCCAUGAGGGCAAUCCGAUGGUCAAAUGUGUAACCACUCAAACCUCAAUUGAAUGCACCGACGAUUCGGACUGCGGUGUCACGGAAGCGUGCAUCAACCAGCUCUGCCAGCAUCCUUGCGACGUCCAUGAUCCUUGUGCCACGAAUGCUGUUUGCAUCAAUAGCAACCAUGCAGCUGACUGCAGCUGUGCGGAUGGCUUCCAGGGCAAUGGAUUUGUUGGCUGUCAGCCAGCACGUUCCCAUGUCUGCCAAUACAACGAGGACUGUCCACCGACGAAGCUCUGCGAUCGGCUGAACCGCCGCUGCAUCAAUCCCUGUCAAGAGGACUCUUGCGGCGAGAAUGCCGAGUGCAUACCUGUGAACCAUGGUACCGACUGCCGCUGCCUGCCCGGAUUCCUGGGCAAUGCCUACGUGCAGUGUCUUCCUAGUCAGGGAUGCCGCUCCGAUUCCGAAUGUGAUUCCAGUCAGGCCUGCAUCAACGGAAAGUGUUCAUCGCCCUGCCAAUGUGGAGCCUAUGCCCUUUGCGAUGUGGUCAAUCAUCGUGGUGUUUGCAAGUGCCCUCCCGGCUACAACGGAAAUCCUCAGGUGGGCUGCAGUCCGCCUCAAGAUCCAUGCGAUCCCAAUCCAUGCGGCUUAAAUGCCUUGUGCGAACUGGACAAUGGAAACCCCAUCUGCUACUGCCCGAAGGGUCUUACCGGAAAUCCGUUCAAAAAUUGCAUUCCUGAGGGAGAUGAGUGCACACCGAAUCCCUGUGGUCCCAACUCUGGAUGUCGUCGAGUAGGUGGAAACCCGGUUUGCUUCUGCCUGCCGGAAUAUGAGGGUCAGCCACCGUCGAUUCCUUGUGAGCUUCCUUCGAAUCCUUGCGACCCAUCGCCAUGCGGACCAAAUACUCAAUGCUCCGUACUCAGCAACGGUUUCUCCAAGUGCACCUGCCUGCCGAACUAUGUGGAGAGUCCGAACACCAUUCGUGGAUGUGUUGAACCAAUUAACCCGUGUGACCCGAACCCGUGUGGAACUGGUGCAAUCUGCGAUUCAUCGCGCCAGCCUGUGUGUUACUGUCCGGACAACAAGAUUGGCAAUCCAUUCAGACUGUGUGACAAGCCUGCAGUUACCAUUGAACUUUGCCAGCCAGGACCAUGUGGCCGAAACGCCGAGUGCUAUGUGGCUGGAAAUCGAGAGGAGUGCUACUGCCGCUCGGGAUAUGUGGGAGAUGCUUACCAGGGAUGCCGUGAACCAAGUCGCACCGUUUGCGACCCCAAUCCUUGUGGACCUAAUGCCAACUGCGUUGUGGCUGGCGACGGACAAACGGCAUGCGUUUGUCCAGACGGUUUGUCAGGAGAUCCCACGUCUGCCAUUGGAUGCCAUGGGUAUGAAUGCCAGGUGGAUGCCGAUUGUCCAAACAGCAAGGCCUGCAUGGGCUAUCGCUGCUACGAUCCCUGUCCGGGAGCCUGUGGCCAAGGGGCACACUGCCAAGUGGAUGAACAUCACCCAGUUUGCUCUUGUAACGCCGGUUUGACUGGCAAUCCUGGAAUUCGCUGCUAUGCUUUGGACCAUCCCAAGACGAAUCCUUGCGUUCCAAGCCCUUGUGGCCGUAAUAGCGAGUGCAAGUUGCUGAAUAACCGCGCUGUCUGUUCCUGCAUCCCAGGUUACCUGGGCGAUCCCCAAUCGGGAUGCCAGCCUGAGUGCGACAUCAACUCGGAUUGCGGUGAUACCUUGUCGUGCAUCAACCACAAGUGUGUGGAUCCCUGUGCCGGAGCGAUCUGUGGAAUCAAUGCCAUCUGUAAUGUCCGCCAACAUACGCCAGUAUGUCUUUGCCUUGACGGCUUCGUCGGCGACGCCUUUUUGCAAUGCGUUCCUAUUGGAAUACUGAAGAACGUUUCUCGGGAUCCGUGUGCGCCGUCGCCUUGUGGACCUCACGACGUUUGUUCGGUAUACGGCGAUGGAGUGGCCCUUUGCGAUCCCUGCUUUGGACCCAAUGCCCAGCAGAAUCCUCGCUGCAGACCCGAGUGCGUGGCCAAUUCGGAUUGUCCGUUUGAUCGCGCGUGUUUGGGCCAGCGUUGUCUGGAUCCAUGUCCCGGAUCCUGUGGGCGGAAUGCAAUUUGCAAUGUCUACGAGCAUAACCCCGUAUGCGCUUGUCCCACAGGACUAUUUGGAAAUCCCUACGAACAGUGCACGACUAAGUCGGUUGUCGAGCAGCCUCCACAACCAAGCUGCGCAAAACUCCAUUGCGGUGCCAAUGCGGAGUGCAAGCGUCAGCACAGCGGUCUUGCCUGCGUCUGCCGUAAGGGUUACUUCGGAGACCCACAUAUUGGUUGUCGGCCAGAGUGUGUUCUCAACAGUGACUGUCCCGCUGAAAAGGCCUGCUUGAACUCCAAGUGCGUAGAGGCGUGUAACGGAGUGUGUGGCGUUAAUGCCGUUUGCCGUGUGGUUAACCAUGCGCCAGUUUGCAUAUGUGCCGAGGGAUAUAGUGGAGAUGCCUCUAUUGCCUGCAAUCCAUUCUAUCUGCCACCUCCAGAGCGACCUCAUCCGUGUGAGCCAUCGCCAUGCGGACCAAACUCUCGAUGCAAGGCCACCCCUGAUGGCUAUGCAGCCUGUUCCUGCCUGCCCAACUUCAAAGGAGCUCCACCAGUCUGUCAGCCAGAGUGUGUGGUUAGCUCGGAGUGUGCUCCCAACCAGGCAUGUCUGAAUCAGAGGUGCGCAGAUCCAUGCCCAGGUAUUUGUGGUGGGGGAGCUCGCUGCGAAGUGCUUAACCAUAACCCCAUCUGCUCUUGUGAGGCCAACUUCGAGGGUGAUCCGUUUGUGGCGUGCUCACCCAUUCAGGAUCCUGGUCGCGACAUCUCUGUGACAAACAACCCGUGCGUGCCAUCUCCUUGCGGACCCAACUCCAUAUGCCAGAUUAAACAAAACCGACCAGUCUGCUCCUGUGUGGCCAACUAUAUAGGCAGCCCGCCUUAUUGCCGACCGGAGUGCACGCUGAGCAGUGAGUGUCCAUCGGACAAGGCCUGCAUCAACGAAAAGUGCCAGAAUCCGUGUGCCAACGUAUGUGGACACAAUGCCCGUUGUACGGUUAUCGCCCACUCCGCCCACUGCAGUUGCGAUGAGGACUACGAGGGAGAUGCCUUCAUUGGUUGCUCUAAGAAAAUUACAGAACGGCCCGGCGAUCACAUCGAUCCAUGCUACCCCAACCCAUGUGCUGAGAAUGCUGUUUGCACGCCUUACAAUAAUGCCGCGCGAUGCACCUGCAUUGAGCCAUACAAUGGCGAUCCUUACAGUACCGGAUGUCGACCGGAAUGUAUCUACAGCUCGGAAUGUCCCUCAUCACUGGCCUGCAUCAAGCAGCACUGUCGCGAUCCUUGCACGGCUGCUUGUGGAGCGAAUGCCGAGUGUGCGGUGGUUAACCACUUGCCCUCUUGCAGUUGCACCAGAGGAUUUGAGGGUAAUCCGUUUGAUGGAUGCAAGCGGGUGGCCAUUGUGCGACCCGAAAGCGUGUGUGAGCCCAAUCCUUGUGGACCGAACAGUAUUUGUCGCUCUGUAGAGGGACAUCCUACGUGCAGUUGCCAGGUUGGUUACUUCGGAGCUCCGCCGCAGUGCAGACCCGAAUGUGUGGUCAGCUCGGAGUGUGCGCAGCAUUUGUCCUGCAUAAAUCAGAAGUGUAUGGAUCCAUGUGUGGACACUUGUGGAUUCAACGCCAAAUGUCAAGUCAACAACCACAAUCCCAUCUGCUCCUGUCCAGCCAACUAUGAGGGAAAUCCAUUUGAGCAAUGUGUGCCCAAAUCUGCAGAUCCACACCCCGUGGAUCCUUGCCUGCCCAGCCCAUGCGGUUCCAAUUCCAUUUGCCGAAAUGUGAACAAUAGAGCGGAGUGCUCUUGUGCGCCAGGAAUGUUCGGAGCACCACCUAACUGUCGACCAGAGUGUGUGAUUAACCAGGAUUGCCCAUCAAAUCGGGCUUGUAUACGACAGCGGUGCGAGGAUCCUUGCAUUGGAAUUUGCGGCUUCAAUGCCGUGUGCUCCACGCAGAACCACCAGCCCAAGUGCAGUUGCAUUGAAAGCUUUGAGGGUGAUCCGUACACCGCCUGCAGAAUGCGUGAGAUCGUGGUGCUAGAUCCACCCACCGAUCCAUGCUACCCAUCGCCAUGUGGUGCGAAUGCCAUUUGUCGCGUGCGCAACGGAGCCGGCUCCUGUUCCUGUAUCCAAAAUUACUUUGGCGACCCCUAUAUCAACUGCCGUCCUGAAUGCGUCCAGAAUAGCGAUUGUCCCAGUAACCGUGCCUGUAUAAACAUGAAGUGCCGCGAUCCUUGCGCCAAUGCAUGUGGAUUUAAUGCCAUUUGCCGGGUGGCUCAUCAUCAGCCCAUCUGUAGUUGUGAACCUCACUUCACAGGCAAUCCACUGCGCGCAUGCGUCGAGAGGCCCACAAACAUGUACCUUCCCCUGCCCAAAGACCCUUGUAGACCGUCGCCUUGUGGCCUGUUCAGCACGUGCCAUGUAGUUGGGGAUCGACCUGUGUGUGCCUGUUUGCCAGACUACAUGGGUGCUCCGCCCAACUGCCGGCCCGAGUGUAUGACCAGUGCCGAGUGUCCUUCGGAUAGGGCCUGUAUUAACCAGCGCUGCAAAGAUCCUUGUCCCGGAACGUGUGGCUACAAUGCCCGCUGUCGUUGCACCAAUCAUUCGCCAAUCUGCAGUUGCUACGAUGGCUACACCGGGGAUCCGUUCCACCAGUGUGUUCCUGAAAGAAAACCGCCACCAAUAGCUGAUCCCAUUGUUCCGCCCAAUCCUUGUGUGCCAUCACCUUGUGGACCCAACUCUCAGUGCCAAGUUUCAAGCAGCGGAGCAGUGUGCUCCUGCGUAACCAAUUACAUAGGACGACCACCUGGUUGUCGGCCAGAGUGCAGCAUCAAUUCCGAGUGCCCGGCCAGAAUGGCCUGCAUCAAUGCUCGAUGUGCCGAUCCGUGCAUAGGAUCGUGUGGAAAUAACGCACUCUGCCAUGUCAGCCUCCAUGCACCGGUGUGCAUGUGUGAGCCCGGAUUUUCCGGCGAUCCAUUCUCCGGCUGCUACAAGAUUAUUGAGACCCCCAUUGAGGUAAUCCAACCGUGCCGCCCCAGCCCUUGCGGCUUGAAUGCCCUUUGCGAGGAGCGGAAUCAAGCCGCCGCCUGCAAGUGUCUUCCGGAAUACUUUGGGGAUCCCUAUGUCGAGUGUCGCCCCGAGUGCGUCAUCAACUCGGACUGUCCCAGGUCGCGAGCCUGCGUCAAUCAAAAGUGCGUGGAUCCCUGUCCGGGAAUGUGCGGUCACAACGCCCUGUGCGCCGUCUUCAAUCACGCCCCCAACUGCGAAUGCCUACCUGGUUACACGGGCAACCCCAUCGUUGGUUGUCACAUAGUCCCUGAUAUUCCACACUAUCCCGACCCCAUAGUGCCCGAAAACCCUUGCCAACCCUCGCCCUGUGGCCUCUACAGCAACUGCCGUCCGGUUAAUGGCCACGCAGUCUGCUCCUGUGUGCCCAGCUACAUCGGCUCUCCUCCCAACUGCCGGCCCGAGUGCAUGAGCAGCUCGGAGUGCGCGCAGGACAAGUCGUGCCUUAACGAGCGCUGCAAGGAUCCCUGCCCAGGCACCUGCGGCAAUAACGCGCUCUGCCGCGUGGUCAACCACAACCCCAUCUGCUCCUGCAGUCCCGGCUUCAGCGGUGAUCCCUUCGUGCGCUGCUUCCCACAAGAGAAGCGGCCGCCCAUUACCCAUGACCGCAUCGAACCGUGUGUGCCCUCGCCAUGUGGGCCCAACUCAGAGUGCCGGGUGUCGGCCGCCAAUGAGCAGGCUGUCUGCUCAUGCUUGCAGCAUUACGUGGGUAGGGCGCCAAAUUGCCGGCCGGAGUGUACAUCCGACUCCGAGUGCCCCGGCAAUUUGGCCUGCAUCAAUCUGCGCUGCCGGGAUCCGUGUGUCGGUACCUGCGGCAUACAGACCACUUGCCUUGUAAAUAAUCAUAGACCCAUUUGCCGCUGCAUUGACGGCUAUGCAGGGGAUCCAUUCUCAGAGUGUAGUCCGAAGAUUAUUGUCCCGGUGGAAGUGGCACAGCCCUGCAACCCGAGUCCCUGCGGCGCCAAUGCUGUGUGCAAGGAGCGCAAUGGAGUGGGUUCCUGCUCCUGCCUACCGGAGUAUAAUGGAGACCCGUACACGGAGUGCCGCCCAGAGUGCGUGCUGAAUAGUGACUGCUCGAAGAACCGUGCCUGCCUCAACAACAAGUGUCGCGAUCCCUGUCCGGGAGUCUGUGGCGUCUCUGCCGAGUGCCACGUGAUUAACCAUGCACCCAGCUGCAGUUGCCCUUCCGGUUUCACUGGCAAUCCCUCGCAAUUUUGUCGGGAGAUACCAAGAUUGCCCGCUCCCGUUGAACCUUGUCGUCCUUCGCCCUGCGGACCUUACAGCCAGUGCCGUGAGGUUAACGGACAUGCGGUCUGCUCCUGCGCUACCAAUUACAUUGGCACACCGCCCGCCUGUCGUCCGGAGUGCUCGGUUAGCUCCGAGUGCGCUCAGGACAGGGCAUGUGUGAACCAGCGCUGUGCGGACCCGUGUCCCGGUACCUGUGGCAAUGAAGCUAUCUGCAAAGUGACCAACCACAACCCGAUCUGCUCCUGCCCAGCCGGCUACAGUGGCGAUCCGUUCGUUCGCUGUGCGCCGUGGCAGGAGGAACCGGAGCAACCCAAGUCCAAUGAAAAUCCUUGUGUGCCCAGUCCCUGUGGACGCAAUUCUCAGUGUCGUGUCGUGGGCGAGACGGGUGUGUGCUCCUGUCUGCCAAAUUUCGUAGGCAGGGCCCCUAAUUGCCGUCCAGAGUGCACCAUCAACACAGAGUGUCCUGCCAACCUGGCCUGCAUCAAUGAGCGCUGUCAGGAUCCCUGUCCGGGAUCCUGCGGCUUUAAUGCUUACUGCAGUGUGGUAAACCACUCGCCCAUGUGCACCUGCGACACCGGUUACACAGGUGACCCCUUCGCCGGCUGCAACCCACAACCUCCAGCCAUAUCCGAUGAGCGUUUGACUCCCUGCCAACCCUCGCCCUGUGGUCCCAAUGCCGAGUGCCGUGAGCGCAACGGAGCCGGCUCCUGUACAUGUCUGCCGGAAUAUUUCGGUGAUCCGUACAGUGGCUGCCGUCCCGAAUGCGUGGUGAACAGUGAUUGUUCGCGCGACAAGUCGUGCGUCAACCAGAAAUGCGUGGACCCGUGUCCAGGUGUUUGUGGUUUGAAUGCCCAGUGUCGUGUGUCCAAUCAUCUUCCCAGUUGCUCAUGCCUGGCUGGAUACACUGGAAAUCCGUCGAGCGCGUGCCGUGAAAUUCCCCAGUUGCCCCCACCACCCGAACGGGAUGAGAACCCCUGUAGACCAUCUCCCUGUGGUCCCUACAGUCAGUGCCGCGAGGUCGACGGCCAUGCCGUGUGCUCCUGCCUUCAGGGCUUCAUCGGAUCGGCUCCCAACUGCCGGCCCGAGUGCGUCAUUAGCUCGGAUUGCGCACAAAAUCUUAACUGUCAGAAUCAAAAGUGCGUGGACCCGUGCCCGGGUACAUGUGGCAUCGAGGCCCGCUGCCAGGUCAUUAACCACUAUCCCGCAUGCUCCUGUGCCCCAGGUUUUACCGGAGAUCCCUUCAACCGGUGCACCAAGAUAUUGUUGGAGCCCCCACCCACCGAUAAGUCUGGUAAUCCCUGCAUCCCAUCACCAUGCGGACCCAACUCGAAAUGCCUCGAUGUCCGUGGUUCGCCUGCAUGCUCCUGUCUGCCCGACUACCUGGGACGUCCGCCAAACUGCCGGCCCGAGUGCCUCAGUAGUGCCGACUGUCCUGCCAAUCUGGCCUGUGUGAACCAGCGCUGCUCGAACCCAUGCAUUGGCGCUUGCGGCCUGCACUCUGUGUGCACGGUCAUCAAGCACCGACCAGCAUGCGAGUGUGUGCCAGGUUACACCGGAGAUCCCUUCUCAGGCUGUGCGAUCGUACAGCAAAUUGCCCCGCCGGACGAGACAAGAAAUCCUUGCAAUCCCAGCCCCUGCGGAGCAAAUGCCAUUUGCCGGGAGCGCAAUGGAGCUGGCUCUUGCGCCUGUCUGCCCGAGUACUUUGGUGAUCCGUACAGUGGAUGCCGACCGGAAUGUGUCCAGAACGACGAUUGUGAUCGCACGCGUGCCUGCAUCAAUAAUAAGUGUCAGGAUCCAUGUCCCGGAGCCUGCGGCAUCAAUGCUGAAUGCAGGGUCCUGAAUCACGGACCGAACUGCAACUGUUUCGAUGGCUACACUGGAGAUCCGCAUCGCUCGUGCUCGUUAAUCGAGGUGGUCACCAUACGACCGGAGCCAUGCAAGCCAUCACCCUGCGGACCAUACAGCCAGUGCUUGGACACCAACAGUCAUGCAGUGUGCAGCUGCUUGGAAGGCUACAUUGGAGCACCGCCUAGCUGCAAACCGGAAUGUGUGGUCAGUUCGGAGUGCCCACAGAACAGGGCUUGCAUUAACCAAAAGUGCGAGGAUCCUUGUCGAGGAUCUUGUGGCAAUAAUGCUAAAUGCCAAGUGGUGAACCACAACCCCAUCUGUACCUGCCAGCCAGGCAUGACAGGUGAUCCGAUAUCCGGCUGUCAGCCCACGCCUGAAGUCAAGAACGUGGAGAAUCCGUGUGUGCCAUCACCAUGUGGACCCAACUCUGUUUGCCGAGAGAUUGGAAACCAAGCAGCUUGUUCCUGUAACGCGGGCUAUAUUGGACGCCCGCCCACUUGCCGACCGGAAUGUACAAACAAUGACGAGUGCCAGAAUCAUCUCUCCUGUCAGCAGGAGCGCUGCGUGGAUCCAUGCCCCGGUUCGUGUGGUAGCAACGCCAUCUGCCAGGUGGUGCAGCAUAAUGCUGUAUGCUCCUGCGCCGAUGGAUACGAGGGAGAGCCACUCUUUGGCUGCCAGCUGAUUCCAGCAGUGACGCCCACCGAGUCGCCAUCAUCGCCCUGCGAACCAUCACCAUGCGGUCCUCAUGCCGAGUGUCGGGAGAGGAAUGGAGCUGGAGCUUGCUAUUGUCACGAUGGAUUCGAGGGUAAUCCCUACGAUGCCCAACGAGGAUGCCGACGAGAAUGCGAGAAUAACGAUGAUUGUUCCGCUGUCCAAGCCUGUUCGCGAUUCAAAUGCGUCGAUCCAUGCAACAAUAUCUGCGGAGACUAUGCCAUUUGCACAGUUGACAAACAUGUGCCCACUUGUGACUGCCCGCCUGGAUACACUGGAGAUCCGUUCUUCAGCUGCAAACCCGUGCCGGUCACACCGCGUCCUCCGCUUAACCCAUGCAAUCCAUCUCCAUGUGGACCCAACAGCAAUUGUCGUGCGAUGAACAACCAGGCAGUGUGUUCCUGCCAGGCAGGUUUCAUCAACCAGCCGCCCAACUGCAAACCGGAAUGCGUGGUCAGCGCCGAGUGUGCUCCGGAAAGAGCAUGUGUAAACAAGAAGUGCGUUGAUCCCUGCCAGCAUACCUGCGGCAUCCGGGCCAUCUGCACCACCAAGAACCACAGUCCCAUCUGCACAUGUCCCAGGACGAUGACUGGAGAUCCGUUUGUUGAGUGCACCAGAGUUGCAAUCACCAAUGACAAUACAACACCGUCGCCGGCUCCCGCAUCCUGUGUGCCUUCGCCUUGUGGACCCAAUGCCAAGUGUCAGAUCGUGGGCAAUAGUCCGGCAUGCUCCUGCCUGCCGAACUUCAUCGGGGCUCCGCCUCGUUGUCGCCCGGAGUGCGUGCUGAACUCGGAAUGCGGACCCACGGAAGCUUGUAUUAACCAAAAGUGUGCCGAUCCUUGCUCUGGAUCCUGCGGAUUCGAGGCCAAGUGCCAUGUGCUCAACCACCUGCCCAUCUGCAACUGCAUUGAGGGCUUCGAGGGAGAUCCGUUUGUGCGUUGCACGAAGAAGGAAGAAGAUAGAUCUCCCCUACCCAAGAAUGAUCCAUGCAACCCGAACCCGUGUGGACAAAAUGCGGACUGCUUUGCCGGAGAGUGCCGCUGCCAAAAUAACUACCAAGGCAAUGCCUACGAGGGAUGUCGUCCUGAGUGCACGCUGUCGGCGGAUUGUCCUAGGGACAAGGCCUGUAUGCGAAACCGCUGUGUGGAUCCCUGUCCAGGAAUCUGCGGUAACAAUGCCGUGUGUGAGGUGAUGAACCACAUUCCGGUGUGCUCAUGCGUCAAGGGCUAUGAGGGUGAUCCGUUCGUGAACUGUCGUGUGAAACCCGUCGUGGAGGAUCCUAUUAUUGAGGCCUGCUCUCCAUCGCCAUGCGGUUCCAACAGUCAGUGUCGAGACGUUAACGGACAUGCGGUUUGCUCUUGCCUGGUUGGUUAUAUUGGAUCACCGCCCCAGUGCCGUCCCGAGUGUGUGGUGUCCAGCGAGUGCUCCGCCUUACAAGCUUGUGUCAACAAGAAGUGCGUGGAUCCAUGCGCUGCAGCUUGUGGUCUAGAGGCCCGUUGUGAGGUCAUCAAUCAUAGUCCGAUUUGUGGCUGCCCACCUGGCCGAACUGGAGAUCCGUUCAAGCAAUGCGUUGUCCUGCAACCGAUUCCUGCCCCAGAUGUAAAGACACCUCCUCAAGAUCCCUGCGUGCCAUCGCCGUGCGGACCCAACUCGAUUUGCAAGAAUGAUAGGAAUGGUCCCGUCUGCCAAUGCCAACCAGAGUUCUUUGGCUCGCCGCCCAACUGUCGACCCGAGUGCAUCAUCAAUCCGGACUGUCAAUCUACGCAGGCGUGCAUCAACAACAAAUGCAGCAAUCCAUGCCCAGAAUCAUGCGGAACCAAUGCCGAGUGUCGUGUCAUCGGGCACGCUGUGUCCUGCUCUUGUCCAGCAGGAUACGCCGGCAACGCCUUUGUUCAGUGUGUGCCGCAGCAAGAGGAGCCACCGAAGCCUUGCCAGCCAUCGCCAUGUGGUCCAAAUGCCGAGUGCAUUGAACGGAACGGAGCCGCUGCCUGCAAAUGUAUUGAUGAGUACCAGGGUAACCCGUACGAGGGUUGUCGUCCCGAGUGCGUACUGAGCUCAGAUUGUCCCACGGACAAGACAUGCAUCCGCAACAAGUGCCAGGAUCCUUGCCCAGGAAUUUGUGGAUUGAAUGCCCAGUGCUAUGCUGUGAACCAUGUGCCCAACUGUGUCUGCGACGAUGGCUAUACUGGAGAUCCGUUCGCCAGUUGUCGUCGAGUGGAGGUCACAACACCACCACCAGUUGCAGAUCCUUGCAUUCCGUCCCCCUGCGGAGCCAACAGCAAAUGCAGGGUCGCCAAUGGCUUAGCCGUAUGCUCAUGCCUGGAUACAUUUAUUGGAGCCCCACCGAAUUGCAAACCAGAGUGCACAGUUAAUGCCGAGUGUCCUUCAACCAAGGCAUGCCACAAGUUCCGUUGCGCUAAUCCUUGCGCCAAGACGUGUGGCCUGAAUGCGAAGUGUGAAGUGAUUAACCAUAAUCCCAUCUGUAGUUGUCCCUUGGACAUGACGGGUGAUCCAUUCGCUCGCUGCUACCCAGCUCCGCCACCGCCGCCUCCAGGACCCAAGGAUGAGCCCGUUAGGAGACCAUGCCAACCCUCGCCAUGUGGAUUGAACUCGGAAUGCAGAGUGCGUGACGAUCAGGCCUCGUGCUCUUGCCUGCCCAACUUUAUAGGAGCACCACCCAACUGCCGACCCGAAUGUGUUGUAAACACGGAUUGUUCGCCGGACCGAGCUUGCAUUGCAGAGAAGUGCCGUGAUCCGUGCGAUGGAUCCUGCGGAGUCGGAUCCGAAUGUCGUGUUCAGAACCACUUGGCCAUCUGCACUUGCCCUGGAGGAUUCACCGGUGAUCCGUUUGUUCGUUGCUUCGAGUACAUCGAAGAGAUCACAAAGUCACCUCCACUCACACAGGAUCCUUGCGAUCUGCAGCCAUGCGGAUCGAAUGCAGAGUGCCGAAACGGCAUCUGUAGCUGCCUCUCGGACUACCAGGGAGAUCCCUACACCGGCUGUCGUCCAGAGUGUACAUUGAGUACUGACUGCGCACCUACCAAGGCUUGCUUGAACAAGAAGUGUGUUGAUCCUUGUCCAGGAGUAUGUGGCCAGAACUCGCAGUGUGAUGUUUCGAACCACAUACCGAUUUGCAGUUGCCUGCAGGGCUACACAGGCGAUCCGUUUGUCCACUGUCGCCACGAGACGCCAGUCGCCAAGGAUCCAUGCCAACCGAACCCAUGCGGCCCCAACAGCUUGUGCCAUAUAUCCGGACAAGGACCUGUCUGCGCCUGUCAACCGGGAAUGCUGGGCUCACCGCCCGCCUGCAAACCAGAGUGCAUUGUCAGCUCCGAGUGCUCGUUGCACACUGCCUGUGUGAACAGAAAGUGCGUCGAUCCUUGCCCCGGAGCCUGUGGGCAAUUUGCACGCUGCCAGGUGAUCAACCACAACCCGUCGUGCUCAUGCAACACGGGCUACACUGGUGAUCCGUUCACGCGAUGCUACCAGGAGGAACGCAAGCCACCACCGACACCAGAAAACCCAUGCCAGCCAUCUCCUUGCGGACCGAAUUCCGAGUGCAAGGUGCUGAAUGGAAACGCUGCCUGCUCGUGUGCGGCCACCUUCAUUGGAACGCCACCAAGCUGCCGACCCGAGUGCUCCAUCAAUCCGGAAUGUCCACCAACCAAGGCCUGUAUCCGCCAAAAGUGUUCGGAUCCGUGUGUGAAUGCCUGUGGAUUUAAUGCCCGCUGCAAUGUGGCCAAUCAUCAACCCAUCUGCACAUGCGAUGUGGGCUAUACCGGAGAUCCGUUUACUGGCUGUCAGAAGGAGCAAGAACGCAUUGUCAAUGAGCAGGUGACUCCCUGCGAGCCCAAUCCCUGUGGCUCGAAUGCGGUUUGCCGUGAGAGGAAUGGCAUCGGUUCCUGCCAGUGCCUGCCCGAUCACUUUGGCGACCCGUAUCAGUCGUGUCGUCCGGAGUGCGUACGCCACUCGGACUGCGCCUCCAAUAAGGCGUGCCAGCAGCAGAAGUGUCGCGAUCCCUGUCCAGGCACCUGCGGCAGCAAUGCGGACUGCAGUGUUACGAACCACCUGCCCACCUGUACAUGCCGCAUUGGAUACACGGGUGAUCCGUACCGUUACUGCCACGUGGACCCACCCCAACUCCCUGCCCGAGUGACCGAACCAUCACAACCUUGCCGCCCCUCACCUUGUGGUCCCAACUCCCAGUGCCGCGAACUCAACGGCCAGGCCGUGUGCUCCUGCCUGGAGCUCCACAUCGGCCUGCCACCCAACUGCCGACCCGAGUGUGUGCUGAGCACAGAGUGUCCCACCGAUAAGGCUUGCAUCAGUCAACGUUGUCAGGAUCCGUGUCCAGGCACUUGUGGCAUCAAUGCCGAGUGCCGGGUGCGUAAUCAUAGUCCUCUGUGUCAGUGUCGUCAAGGUUUCACCGGUGACUCCUUUACCCGUUGCUAUCCCCUGCCACCCCCACCGCCUGUAAUCGAACGAGUUGAGCGUGAUCCUUGCCUGCCAUCGCCCUGCGGAUUGAAUAGCCAAUGCCGCAAUGUACAAGGUGUGCCGUCCUGUAGCUGUCUGCCAGAGUUCUUGGGCGCGCCACCCAACUGUAGGCCGGAGUGCACGAUCAGUGCAGAGUGUCCCUCUAAUCUCGCUUGCAUACGGGAGAAGUGCAUAGAUCCCUGUCCCGGUUCCUGUGGCUAUGCCGCCGAGUGUAGUGUAGUUAACCAUACGCCCAUUUGUGUCUGUCCCGCUGGCUUUACGGGUGAUCCGUUCUCCAGCUGUCGUCCAGCGCCGCCACCAGAGCCCGUACAAAGCGAAUAUGUGGAUCCCUGUAACCCAUCACCUUGUGGCUCGAAUGCCCAAUGCAACGCAGGAGUCUGUACUUGUCUGGCCGAAUUCCAUGGCGAUCCCUACUCUGGUUGCCGUCCCGAGUGUGUUCUAAACUCCGACUGUCCCAGGGACAAGGCUUGCCAUCGCAGCAAGUGCGUCAACCCUUGCCCAGGAACUUGUGGCGAGAAUGCCAUUUGCGAUGUCAUCAAUCACAUACCCAUGUGCAGAUGUCCCGAACGCACCGCUGGCAGCGCGUUUAUCCGCUGCUCUCCUGUGCAGAGUACGUCGAAUUGGUUAACCUUCUCAAAAGCUCCUCUAACAAUUGUCCCCCUAGUUACCGUAUCUAAUCCCUGCCGACCCUCACCUUGUGGUCCAAACUCGCAGUGCCGAGAGACAAAUCAGCAAGCGGUGUGUUCGUGCCUGCCAAGCUUCAUUGGAACUCCGCCAUCCUGCAGACCCGAGUGCACCUCCAAUGCGGAGUGUGCACCCACUCAAGCUUGCCUGAACCAACGGUGUGGAGAUCCCUGCCCCGGAACAUGUGGAGUGGGUGCUAAUUGCGCUGUUGUCAGCCAUAGCCCCUUCUGCACAUGUCCUGAGAGGUUUACGGGUAAUCCCUUCAUUCGUUGCCAGCCCCAGAGUAAGACCAUUAUGCCGGAAAAAGAGUCAUCUUUACAAGAGUUACCUUUCCCAGUUGAACCUCCCGUUCGUGAUGUUGUGCCCGUUGAUCCAUGUCGCCCAUCUCCCUGUGGACCUUACUCCCAGUGUCGCCCUGUUGGUGAGGCCCCUGCUUGUUCCUGUCUGGAGACCUAUAUUGGACGUCCUCCGAACUGUCGACCAGAGUGUGUGACCAGCUCGGACUGCACCAGCCAACAGGCCUGUGUGAACCAGAAGUGUGUCGACCCUUGUCCAGGACGCUGUGGCCUUAAUGCCGAGUGCUUUGUGGUUAGCCACGCCGUGCAAUGUAUUUGCCAGCAGGGCUUCAGCGGAGACCCGUUCGUGCAGUGCAAACCGGAGAUCGCAUAUGAAAAUGAAAUCCGUACUCCGUGCAGUCCGAGUCCUUGUGGGCCGAAUGCCGUAUGCCGCGAUCGCAACGGAGUUGGAUCCUGCCAGUGCCUGCCGGAAUACUUUGGAGAUCCUUACGCAGGCUGUCGCCCGGAGUGCAUGCUUGACUCAGACUGUCCGUCCAACCGGGCGUGCCAACAACUGAGAUGCCAGGACCCAUGCCCAGGAACCUGUGGGCUGAAUGCCAACUGUCAAGUGGUGAACCAUCUGCCAACCUGUACUUGCCUGACCGGAUAUGUGGGUGAUCCAUACCGUCAAUGUAAUCGACUGCCAGAACCUCCGCAAAACGAAUAUGUAAACCCAUGUCAGCCGACACCUUGUGGUCCCAACUCCCAGUGCCGCGUUUCGAAUGAGCAGGCGGUUUGCUCUUGCCUGCCCCUGUUCGUAGGAACUCCACCAUCCUGCCGACCCGAGUGUACCAUCUCCUCGGAGUGUUCUGCUGAUAGGGCUUGUGUUAAUCAGAAAUGUGUGGAUCCUUGCGCGGCGGAUACAUGUGGAAAUAAUGCCAUAUGUAGAGUGCGCAACCACAGCCCUAUUUGCAGUUGCAUUAGCGGCUACACAGGCGACGCCUUUACUCGAUGCUUCCCUAUUCCACCGCCGAUUAUUGAGACCAAGGACGAACCUUUGAGGGAUCCCUGUAUACCAACACCCUGCGGUCCUAACUCCGAGUGCCGGAACAUCAAUGGUGUGCCUGCCUGUUCCUGUCUGGCUAAUUUCAUUGGCCAGGCACCAAAUUGUCGCCCUGAGUGCACGAUCAACUCCGAAUGUCCCAGUCAGCUGGCAUGUAUUAACCAAAAGUGUCGCGAUCCCUGCCCAGGAGCCUGCGGUCAGAACGCCGUUUGCAGUGUCAUCAAUCACACACCACUGUGCGCCUGCAUCGAUGGUUACAUAGGAAAUCCGUUUACCAGCUGCAACCCCAAACCUCCAGAACCCCCCGCGCCACCAGUUGCCGACGAUCCUUGCAAUCCAUCGCCUUGCGGAGCUAAUGCUCUGUGCCGUAAUGGCCAAUGCUCUUGUAUACCUGAGUACCAAGGGGAUCCAUACGUCUCGUGUCGUCCUGAGUGUGUGCUCAACACCGACUGCCCAAGGGAUCGGGCCUGUGUGCGCAACAAAUGCAUCGAUCCCUGUCCUGGAACUUGUGGGGUGAACGCCCUGUGCGAGGUUAAUAACCAUAUCCCUAUUUGCCGUUGUCCAGAGCAAAUGUCUGGUAAUGCCUUCUUUGAGUGUCGACCUGUGCCGCCUGCCAAGAUUCAAAAUCCCUGCCAACCGUCGCCUUGUGGCCCGAACAGCCAGUGCCGUGUGGUGCAACAAACUGCGGUCUGUUCCUGCCUGGCCAACUACGUGGGCAGCCCGCCGCAAUGUCGGCCGGAAUGUGUAACCAACUCGGACUGUCCUGCCGAUCAGGACUGCCAAAAUAUGAAGUGUCGCGACCCGUGUCCUGGUACUUGUGGCUUUAACGCCCUGUGCAACGUCGUCAACCACCGUCCCUUCUGCAGCUGCCCCACAGGCAUGUCCGGAAAUCCGUUCGUGAGCUGUCAGCCGCUAAUUAUACGCGAUGAAAGACCUCAAAAUCCCUGCCAGCCUUCUCCAUGCGGUCCCAACUCCGAAUGUCGUGUAUCUGGAGACUCGCCAUCUUGUUCAUGUCUACCUGAAUUUGUGGGAGCACCGCCCAACUGCCGACCCGAGUGUAUAUCCAACUCCGAGUGUCCCUCAAACCAGGCUUGUAUAAACCAGAAAUGUGUGGAUCCCUGCCCUGGGCUGUGUGGUCAGAAUGCCAUUUGUCGGGUGUUCAGUCAUAGUGCCAUGUGCUUGUGUGACGGUGGCUUCACCGGAGAUCCGUUUAGUCAGUGUAGUCCAAUAAGAGAUAGUCCUCCUGAAGUUCUGCAGCCCUGCAACCCCAGUCCUUGCGGCGUCAAUGCAAAGUGCGAGGAACGUGGUGGUGCAGGAUCCUGCCAGUGUCUACCUGAUUACUUUGGAAAUCCAUAUGAUGGCUGCCGUCCCGAGUGCGUUCUGAACUCUGACUGCCAGUCAAAUCAGGCAUGUGUCAACCAGAAAUGCCGUGAUCCCUGUCCCGGCACCUGUGGCCAAAACGCCGAGUGCCAGGUGAUCAAUCACUUGGCCACCUGUAAUUGUUUGGUUGGAUACAACGGCGAUCCGUACAGCAUAUGCCGCAUCACAGUCAAUGAGCCGCCUGAACGUGUCUAUGUGAACCCUUGUCAGCCGUCUCCAUGCGGUCCCAACUCGCAAUGUCGUGAAGUAAACGAGCAAGGAGUUUGUUCCUGCUUGCCAGAGUUCAUUGGCAGUCCGCCUGCCUGUCGUCCGGAAUGCACCAGCAGCUCCGAGUGCGCCGCCGACAAGGCUUGUGUGAAUCGCAAAUGUGUGGAUCCUUGUCCAAACGUUUGUGGUCAACAGGCCGAGUGUCGUGUGCGUAACCACAAUCCCAUUUGUACUUGCCUUAGUGGAUUCACUGGUGAUCCAUUCACUCGUUGCUACCGCCAGCCGCCUCCCCCUCCAAUCAUCGAACGUGAACCCCUUGACCCUUGUGUUCCUUCACCCUGCGGUGCAAACUCUCAGUGUCGCGAAAUUCACGGCACACCAUCCUGCUCCUGCCUUCCACAAUAUUUGGGUACUCCACCUAAUUGCCGUCCAGAAUGUUCCAUCAAUGCCGAGUGUCCCAGUCAUCAGGCCUGUAUUAAUCAAAAAUGCAGGGACCCCUGCCCUGGCUCUUGUGGUCUUAACACUCAGUGCAAUGUCAUCAACCAUACGCCAAUCUGCAGUUGUCUCUCGGGUUAUAUAGGUGACCCAUUCAGCGUUUGCAACCCACAGCCAAUACCCGAGAAAAUUCGAGACCCACUGCCACCGGAGGAUCCGUGCAACCCAUCACCAUGUGGCUCUAACACACAAUGCAACAAUGGAGUUUGUUCUUGCCUGCCCGAAUACCACGGUGACCCGUACAGCGGAUGUCGUCCAGAGUGCGUUCUGCACACGGAUUGUGAUCGUAGUCGAGCUUGUGUCCGUCACAAGUGUGUUGAUCCUUGUCCCGGUAUUUGUGGCACCAACGCGAUAUGCGAGGUUCUAAACCACAUACCCAACUGCCGUUGUCUAGAAGGAAUGCAAGGCAAUGCCUUUAUCCAGUGUAGCCCAGUUCCACAGCUUGACGUCGUCCAGAAUCCGUGCCAACCCUCGCCUUGUGGACCAAACUCACAGUGUCGCGUCAUUAAUCAGCAAGCAAUCUGCUCUUGCAUCACCUCCUUCAUUGGAAGUCCGCCAUUCUGCCGACCUGAAUGCACUACAAACUCGGAGUGUCCCUUGAACCUGGCGUGUCGCAACCAGAAGUGCAGUGACCCCUGUCCCGGCGUCUGUGGUCGCGGUGCCCAGUGCCAUGUGACUAACCACAGUCCAUUCUGCCGCUGCUUAGAGCGCUACACGGGUAAUCCGUUUGUGAGUUGCCAGCAGAUCAUAGAGCCUCCGGUUCCACCACCACGGCAAACUUGCCUGCCAUCUCCCUGCGGACCCUAUUCCCAAUGUCGUGAAGUUAACGACUCACCUUCUUGCACUUGCCUGCCAGAAUACAUUGGAGCUCCACCUAACUGUCGCCCAGAGUGCGUGACCAGCUCAGAGUGUCCCACGAAUCAGGCGUGCAUUCAGCAAAAGUGUCGCGAUCCUUGCCCAGGAUUAUGUGGACAAUCUGCGGAAUGCCGAGUCCUUUCACACACUCCGAGCUGCGUUUGUCCCGAAGGCAUGGAAGGUGAUCCGUUUACUUUAUGUAAGGAAAAGAGGAUUCAAGAGCUAGAUCAGCUAGACCCGUGCAGUCCCAGUCCUUGUGGAAUCAAUGCCCGUUGCACUUCUCGCCAAGAUGCCGGCUCAUGUCAGUGCCUGCCAGAAUACUUUGGCAAUCCGUACGAGGGAUGUCGCCCUGAGUGCGUUCUCAAUUCGGACUGCCCAUCGAACAAGGCUUGUCAACAGCAGAAGUGUCAGGAUCCCUGUCCAGGAACCUGUGGUCAGAAUGCUCUCUGCAAUGUCCUGAAUCAUGUGCCCAGUUGUAGCUGUAUAUCGGGAUAUUCCGGUGAUCCAUACCGCUCGUGUGUGCCAGAACCGAUCAAGGAAUAUGUCAAUCCCUGCCAGCCAUCGCCGUGUGGCCCGAAUUCUCAGUGCCGUGAGGCGAAUGAACAAGCCAUAUGCUCAUGUCUUCCGGAAUAUGUGGGAGCACCCCCUGUGUGUCGCCCAGAGUGUACGAUAUCUUCAGAGUGCCCUACUGACAAGGCCUGUGUGAACCAGAAAUGUGUUGACCCUUGUCCAAGCACUUGUGGGGAUCAAGCGAUCUGUCGAGUGGUAAACCACAGUCCGAUUUGCUCAUGUCGUGCCGGUUACACGGGCGACGCCUUCUUCCGCUGUUUCCCCAAGCCCCCUGUACCACCAACACCAGUACAAAAGACUCCGGUUGAUCCCUGUGUGCCCUCACCUUGUGGCCCGUACUCCCAGUGCCGGUCCCAGGGAGAUGCCCCUGCCUGUUCCUGUUUGGUCGGGUACAUAGGAGCCCCUCCAAAUUGCCGACCCGAAUGUCGCAUCAACGCGGAGUGUCCUAGCAGUCAAGCGUGUAUUAAUGAGAAAUGUAGAGAUCCGUGUCCCGGCUCUUGCGGCUAUGGUGCCAUUUGCAAUGUGAUCAAUCACACGCCUAGUUGCACCUGUCCAGCAGGAUACUCCGGUGAUCCAUUUAGUCAGUGUCAGCCUCUGCCACCUCCGCUUCCAACACCCGUUAAGCUCGACGAUCCAUGCAACCCCUCACCCUGCGGUCCAAAUGCUCAGUGCAAUAAUGGAGUCUGUACUUGCAUUCCGGAAUACCAUGGCGAUCCCUACAGCGGUUGCCGACCCGAAUGCAUCACCAGCGCGGAUUGUUCACGUGAACUUGCCUGUUCAAGGAACAAGUGCUUCGAUCCUUGUCCCGGUACCUGUGCCCCCAAUGCCAUUUGUACUGUCCUUAACCACGUGCCCAUGUGCACUUGUCCGGAGGGAUAUAAUGGCAAUGCAUUCGUUCAGUGUAAACCUACACCACCCCCCGUCCUUGUCCAGCCUUGCCAACCCUCUCCGUGUGGACCCAACUCCCAAUGCCGCGAAAUCAACCAGCAAGCUGUUUGCUCAUGUGUGCCAGGAUACAUUGGAACCCCACCACUCUGUCGACCGGAGUGUACGUCGAACUCGGAGUGUUUGUCCCACCUGGCGUGUGUUAACCAAAAGUGCAGCGAUCCCUGUCCCGGUUCAUGUGGCCGUAAUGCCCAGUGCAGUGUGGUUAACCACAAUCCCUUCUGUACGUGCUUGCCAAGGUUCACUGGCAAUCCUUUCGUGGGUUGUCAGCAGAUUAUCGAGCCACCACGUCAAGAUAUUGUGCCACAGGAUCCGUGCCGACCGUCACCUUGUGGACCGAACUCUGAAUGUCGCGCCGUUGGUGAGACACCCACUUGUACGUGCCUUGCUGAUUUUGUGGGCUCACCGCCGUAUUGCAAACCCGAAUGCGUGGCCAAUUCAGAGUGUCCCUCGAACCUGGCAUGUAUCAAUCAAAAGUGUCGCGAUCCCUGUCCUGGAUUGUGCGGUUCAAGUGCUACUUGCCGCGUCGUCUCUCAUACAGCAAUGUGCAUUUGUGAUGCUGGCUUGACCGGAGAUCCGUUCACACAAUGUCAACCCAUUGUGCAGGAUGUUGAGAUCAUUAAUCCUUGCCAGCCAUCACCUUGCGGAGCCAAUGCCGAGUGCAUCCAACGGAAUGGAGCCGGAGCCUGCCAGUGUCUCACAGACUAUUUCGGAAAUCCCUACGAAGGCUGUCGGCCGGAGUGUGUUUUGAACUCGGACUGUCCAGCAAACCGAGCCUGUCAGCAGCAGAAGUGCCGUGAUCCUUGUCCCGGAAGCUGCGGACAAAACGCCGAAUGCAAUGUGGUCAACCACACACCGAUGUGCAACUGCUUCGCUGGAUUUAUAGGCGAUCCGUACCGCUAUUGUAGCCAGCCGCCAGAACCUAUUGUCCAUGAGUAUGUGAAUCCCUGUCAACCAUCCCCCUGUGGCCCGAACUCAAAUUGUCGCGAGAUUAGUGAGCAGGCAGUAUGCUCCUGCCGUCUAGAAUUUGAGGGUGCCCCACCCAACUGCCGGCCACAAUGCACCUCGAGCUCAGAGUGCGCCCCCAACAGGGCGUGCAUCAAUCAAAAAUGCGUUGAUCCUUGUCCCGGUGUUUGUGGCCAGCAAGCAAUCUGCGAGGUUCGCAACCACAGUCCCAUUUGUAAGUGUCCCACCGCCAUGACCGGCGAUCCCUUCGUGCGCUGUGUACCCCGACCAACAAUUGCCCCGCCACCCUUGAGAGAUGUAGCUCCCUAUCGCGAUCCCUGCCUCCCCUCACCAUGUGGCCUGUAUGCGUCAUGCAGGAAUCAACAGGACCAAGCGAUUUGCUCUUGCUUGCCAAACUAUUUCGGUACUCCGCCCCAUUGUCGUCCCGAGUGCACCAUCAAUGCAGAGUGCCCAAGCCACUUGGCCUGCAUUGGCGAGCGCUGCCGUGAUCCCUGUCCUGGUGCUUGUGGUCAACAGACCGAGUGCCGUGUUAUCAGUCACGUUCCCAGUUGCGUUUGCCUUCGCGGCUAUGUGGGCGAUGCAUUCCUGGCCUGCCACCCGGCACCACCCCCACCAUCCCGUGAAGAGCCCCGCGAUCCAUGCAACCCCAGUCCAUGCGGCAGCAAUGCCAUCUGUUCCAAUCAGGGCGAGUGUACAUGCGUGGCCGACUAUCAGGGAGACCCCUAUGUGGCCUGCAGACCCGAGUGUGUUCUCAGUUCUGAGUGUCCCCGAAAUCUGGCCUGUAUACAACAGAAGUGUACCGAUCCUUGUCCCGGAACCUGUGGCACCAAUGCCAUCUGCGAUGUGGUCAACCACAUUGCCAUGUGCCAUUGUCCCGAUCGAAUGACAGGAAACGCUUUUGUCCAAUGUACUCCAGUGCAGCUUGAUGUAUACCGUAACCCGUGCAAUCCCUCGCCAUGCGGCUCCUAUGCUGAAUGUCGGGAGCAGAACGGUCAAGCGGUGUGCAGUUGUCUUCCCAACUACUUUGGGGUGCCUCCCUCGUGUCGACCAGAGUGUAGCACCAACUACGAUUGUUCCCCAAGUUUGGCGUGUCAGAAUCAGCGGUGUGUCAAUCCGUGUCCUGGAGCUUGUGGCACUUAUGCCGAGUGCCGAACGGUCAACCACAGUCCCUUCUGUAGUUGCAGACCCGGCUAUACGGGAAAUCCCAUUGUCCAAUGUCAUAUGAUUAUUGAGCCCCAGCGGGAUAUUACGCCCAUAGAUCCUUGCCAGCCCUCACCCUGUGGUCCAAACAGCGAGUGCCGUCGCGUAGGAGAAACACCCUCCUGCUCGUGCCUGUCCAACUUCUUUGGCACUCCGCCCAAUUGUCGACCCGAAUGCGUCUCCAAUUCCGAGUGCAGUCAGGUGCACGUUUGCACGAAUAACCGCUGCAAGGACCCGUGCCCGGGUCUCUGCGGAACUGAUGCCGUGUGCCGCGUGAUAAGUCACAGUGCUAUGUGCUACUGUCAGCCGGGUUACAGCGGCGAUCCUUUCGUCCGCUGUGUGCCACAGAUCCAAAGGCAACCGAUUGAGAUAGUGCAACCCUGCAACCCCAAUCCUUGCGGCACUUUUGCCGAGUGUCGCCAGCAAAAUGGAGUCGGAUCCUGUCAGUGUCUACCAGAGUACUUCGGCAAUCCUUACGAAGGAUGUCGUCCUGAAUGUGUACUUGACUCUGAUUGCUCCUCUCAGCUGGCCUGUGUCAAUCAGAAAUGCCGUGAUCCCUGUCCCGGAAGCUGCGGACAAAAUGCCGAAUGCUUUGUACGCAAUCACCUGCCCACUUGCAACUGCCUCAGUGGCUAUGUAGGUGACCCAUAUCGGUAUUGUAGCAUCGAACCGAAACGUAAGCAGACCUCGCUAUCGUACCCCCGACAUAUGCCUCAACACAUCAUAUACUCUUUUAUAGCCAUUCGCGAGUAUGUCAACCCCUGUCAACCCACUCCUUGUGGUCCUAACUCUCAGUGCCGCGAGCAGAAUGGUGUGGCCACAUGCUCUUGCUUGCCAGAAUAUGUGGGCACUCCGCCGGGUUGUCGUCCCGAGUGUACGGUAUCCUCUGAGUGCAAUCUUGACAAGGCCUGCGUUCGUCACAAGUGCCUGGAUCCUUGUCCUGGUGCUUGCGGCAGCUCUGCCAAUUGCCAGGUGGUGAACCACGCUCCACUCUGCUCUUGUCAAGCGGGUUACACAGGAGACCCAUUUACCCGAUGCUACCCCAUUCCCCCUCCACCUACACAUAUUGUCCAUGAUUACGCGCGCGAUCCAUGCCAACCAUCUCCCUGCGGAGCCAAUGCCCAAUGUAGACCAUCCCAGGGUCAAGCCAUCUGCUCCUGCAUACCCAACUACUUUGGUGUUCCACCCAAUUGUCGACCCGAGUGCACUCAAAGCUCAGAGUGCCUGUCCAGUCUGGCCUGCAUCAAUCAACGAUGCGCGGAUCCCUGUCCUGGCUCCUGUGCCUACAACGCCAUUUGCCAUGUGCGUAAUCACGUGCCCAGUUGUCAGUGCCCAGUUGGCUAUGUGGGUGAUCCGUUCUCCAACUGUCACCCUGAACCCCAGCCACCACCCAAACCCGUUGCUCUCGAUGAUCCGUGCAAUCCAUCGCCCUGUGGCCCCAAUGCUCUCUGCCAAAAUGGUCAAUGUUCGUGUUUACCCGAGUACCAAGGAGAUCCUUAUACCGGCUGUAGGCCGGAAUGUGUAUUAAAUGCGGAUUGUGCGCGAAAUCGUGCUUGUGUUCGACAUAAGUGUGUGGAUCCCUGUCCGGGAACGUGUGCACCGAAUGCCAUCUGCGAUGUGCUUAACCACAUUGCCAUGUGCCGUUGCCCAGAGCGUAUGACAGGCAAUGCCUUCAUUCAAUGUGAAACCCCGCCAGUGUCGCUGGCACCUCCAGAUCCGUGUUACCCAUCGCCCUGUGGUCCGAACAGUCGGUGCCGUGUGUUCAACAACAACGCUGUGUGUUCCUGUAUUGAGGAUUUCAUUGGAACGCCACCAAAUUGCCGACCGGAGUGUACGCAUAACUCGGAUUGCCUGCCUAGACUGGCGUGUCAGAGGCAGCAUUGUAUAGAUCCGUGCCCAGGAACUUGUGGUUUUAAUGCACUUUGCCACGUUGUGAACCAUGCACCAAUUUGCAGUUGUCCGCCAAGGCACAAUGGAAACCCCUUCUUGGGAUGUUUCCCGGAACCCGUGCGACGCGAUGAGUUGAUUCCAAAGAACCCGUGCCAACCCUCACCUUGUGGUCCAUAUGCUAAAUGCACUUCUGUGGGCGAUCAGGCGCAGUGCAGUUGUCUGCCGGAGUACAUUGGCACUCCGCCAAACUGUCGCCCGGAGUGUAUCACCAAUUCGGAAUGCUCCUUCGACAAGGCCUGCUUAAGCCAAAGAUGUCGCGAUCCCUGCUCGGGAACUUGCGGUUCCAACGCCAAUUGCCACGUUAUAAGUCAUAGUGCCAUGUGCUACUGUCUACCAGGAUAUACUGGGGACCCAUUCACUUCCUGUGGCCUAAUACCAGUAAUUCAGCAAACCGAGGUCGUUCAGCCUUGUUCUCCCAAUCCUUGUGGAGCCAAUGCUGUAUGUCGCCAGGAGGGCCAUGUUGGUUCUUGCCAAUGUCUUCCCGAAUACUAUGGAAAUCCCUACGAGAUAUGUCGGCCGGAAUGUGUGACGAAUAACGAUUGUCCAUCGGACAAGGCUUGUCAACAGCAGAAGUGUCGCGAUCCCUGUCCAGGAGUCUGUGCCCUCAAUGCUUUGUGUCGCGUGAUCAAUCACAUACCAACUUGUCAUUGUCAGAACGGCUUUGUUGGUGACCCAUAUCGCUAUUGUCAAAUUCCCGAGAAACCUGUCCUUAAAGAAUAUGUCAAUCCCUGCCAGCCUUCCCCGUGUGGCCCCAACUCGGAGUGCCGUGAAAACAACGAGCAGGCCAUCUGCACAUGUCUGCCCGAGUACGUCGGUGCGCCACCCAAUUGUCGACCUGAGUGCGUAACCAGUUCAGAGUGUUCUCAUGACAAGGCGUGCAUUAGGCAAAAGUGUAGUGAUCCCUGCCCCGGUGUGUGUGGUUCAAAUGCCGAUUGCCGUGUUAUCCAGCAUGCACCUAUUUGUAGUUGUCGUGCCGGAUUCACAGGCGAUGCCUUCUCACGCUGCCUACCCCUGCCACCCCCACGGCCACCGCAGUUGGAUGUGUACCGCAAUCCUUGUGUACCAUCGCCUUGCGGCCAGUAUGCAGAGUGUCGGGAUAACCAGGGAACUGCCACUUGUAGUUGUCGGCCCUCCUAUUUCGGCACCCCGCCCAACUGUCGCCCCGAGUGUACGAUAAACCCCGACUGCCCCUCUCACUUGUCCUGCCAACAACAGCAUUGUCGCGAUCCCUGUCCUGGAGCCUGUGGAUUCAAUGCAUUGUGCACAGUUAUUAAUCACAAUCCCACGUGUCAGUGUGCUCCUGGAUUUAUUGGCAAUGCCUUUACAUCCUGCCAUGUUCCACCUCCAGUUGUUCGGGACCCGCCUCAAAUAAGUGAUCCAUGUGCAUUGAUCACUUGCGGGCCCAAUGCCGUUUGCAAUCAGGGACAAUGUACUUGUCUGCCUGAAUUUGUGGGUAACCCAUUAGUUGGUUGUCGACCGGAAUGUGUGUUAAGUACAGAAUGCGACUGGAACAAGGCGUGCGUGAGAAACAAGUGCAUCGAUCCAUGUCCAGGAACAUGCGGAUCCAAUGCCAUAUGUGAGGUGCACAGACAUGUAGCCAUGUGUCACUGUCCACCGGGAAUGACUGGAAAUGCAUUCAGCCAAUGCCGACCCCUGCCACCAGCUCCGGUACGCGAUGUUAUAGAUCCUUGUCAGCCUUCGCCUUGCGGACCAAAUGCCCAGUGUCGCAAUAUCAACGGACAAGCAGUGUGCUCAUGUCUUCCGGACUUUAUCGGUGUUCCACCUUCAUGUCGGCCAGAGUGCGUUAGUAAUGCUGAGUGCCCACUUCAUCUGGCUUGCCUCCAACGUCAUUGCCGAGAUCCUUGCCCCGGAGUCUGUGGCCUGAAUGCCGAAUGCCGGGUCAUAAACCACAGCCCAAGCUGCCAUUGCAUUGGUUCCUUUACGGGAAAUCCAUUCGCGGCUUGUCACCGGCCACCACCGCCACCGAUUAAGCAUGAGCCCAUUGAUCCUUGUCAACCAUCGCCAUGUGGAGCUAAUGCGGAAUGCCGUGUCCAAGGCAGCAAUGCACAAUGCAGUUGUCUAAGUGGUUUCAUUGGCACACCACCCAACUGCCGACCCGAGUGUGUGUCCAACUCAGACUGCCCCACGAAUCUGGCUUGCCUGAAUCAGAAGUGCCGAGACCCAUGCCCAGGUGUCUGUGGCUCCAAUGCUGAAUGUUAUGUGAUUAACCAUACACCCAUGUGCACAUGCCUGGCUGGACAAACCGGCAAUCCUUUUGUAGGCUGUCAAGUGGUACGAGAUGUUCCCGAGCCACAAACUCCCUGUGUGCCCAGUCCAUGCGGAGCCAACGCAGUUUGUUCUGAGAGAAACGGAGCCGGAGCCUGUCAAUGCUUACCGGAAUUCUUUGGCAAUCCCUAUGAAGGCUGCCGACCGGAGUGCGUUCUCAAUUCGGACUGUCCCAGCCACUUGGCUUGCCUUAACCAACACUGCCGCGAUCCCUGUCCCGGAACAUGUGGUACCAAUGCCGAAUGUAGAGUGCGCGAGCACUUGCCACAAUGCAACUGCCAUGUGGGAUAUCAAGGAAAUCCCUACGUUUACUGUAGUGUCCUGCGUGAACCCCUGCCCGAACCAGUUCCCACCCACCCUUGUCAGCCGUCACCUUGUGGUCCGAACUCCCAGUGUCGGGAGUCGAACAACCAGGCAAUUUGCAAGUGUCUGCCCGACUUUAUUGGAUCCCCACCUGCAUGUAGACCCGAGUGCACCAUCUCCAGUGAAUGUGAUUUGACCCUUGCUUGUGUUCAACAACACUGUGUCGAUCCCUGUCCCGGUGUCUGCGGCCAUAGUGCCCAGUGUCGUGUCAUAAAUCACAGUCCUCACUGUAGUUGCUUGCCUGGUUUCACGGGUGAUGCCAUUAGUGGCUGCCAACGAAUUCCACCCGCCAUUAGUUACGAUGCCCCCAAAGAGACCCACCGCGAUCCCUGUGUUCCCUCUCGCUGCGGAGCCUUUGGUCAGUGCCGAGCUCAAGGCAACCAAGCCGUAUGCUCCUGCCUUCCUGGCUACUACGGAUCACCUCCAAAUUGCAGGCCGGAAUGCGUAAUUAACCCGGACUGCGCGUCCCAUUUGGCGUGUAUCAGUGAAAAGUGUCGCGAUCCAUGUCCCGGUUCUUGUGGCCUGCAGGCUCAAUGCAGCGUCAUAAACCACACGCCCAUCUGUAGUUGUCCAUCAGGUUAUCAGGGCAAUCCCUUCAUCAGCUGUCAACGAACUCCACCACCGCCAACUCCACCCCUUCGCGAUGCCUGCAAUCCCUCACCUUGUGGCUCCAAUGCAAUCUGCAGCCCCGGAGGCCAGUGUUCAUGUCUGCCCGACUUUGAUGGCAACCCCUACGUGGGCUGUCGCCCUGAGUGCGUCCUCAAUACGGACUGCGCAAGAGACAAAGCCUGCCAGCGCAGCAAGUGCACCGAUCCUUGUCCAGGAGCCUGUGGUAUUGGAGCAGCUUGCGAGGUUCGCAAUCACAUUCCCACGUGUAAUUGCCCAGCCGGAACAACCGGCAAUGCUUUCGUUCAGUGUACUCUUGUGCAAUCUUCACCUGUGGUGCCCCUAAACCCUUGCCAUCCAUCGCCGUGCGGAAACAAUGCGCAAUGCCGAGAGGCUAACGAUCAGGCCGUUUGCUCUUGUCUACCCGGUUUCUUUGGUGUUCCGCCAAGGUGCCGACCCGAGUGUACCAUUAAUUCAGACUGUGCCCCACAUCUGGCCUGCUUGAACCAGCAGUGUCGGGAUCCUUGUCCUGGAGCCUGCGGCCAGUUCGCUGAAUGCCAGGUCAUCCGGCAUGUGCCGCACUGUAGUUGUCCUUCAGGCUACUCAGGUAAUGCCUUCUUCCUGUGUCAUCGCUUACCGCCACCACCACCAGUCCAACGGGAGCCGCUCAAUCCCUGCUAUCCAUCGCUAUGCGGACCCAAUGCGGAAUGCACAAAUCAGAAUGAACAGGCCAUUUGCAAGUGCCUCAAGGACUACAUAGGAACACCACCCAACUGUCGACCAGAGUGCAUAACGUCAUCGGAGUGUCCGCUUCAGCUGGCUUGUAUUGGUCAGAAAUGCAAGGAUCCUUGUGCUGGACUUUGUGGAAACGCUGCCACCUGUCAAGUUGUCAGCCACGUUCCUUCGUGUAUUUGCGUUGCCGACUAUAUUGGAGACCCUUACACUGGUUGCUAUGCCCGGCCGCCCAUUCAGCGAGAGCAAAUCAAUCCAUGCUACCAGAACCCGUGCGGAAGCAAUGCGAUCUGCAGAGAGCGUGGAGAAGUCGCUUCGUGUCAGUGUCUACCGGAGUAUUACGGUAACCCGUAUGAGGGAUGUCGACCCGAAUGUGUGCUUAACUCGGACUGCUCUAGCCACUUGGCUUGCCUCAAUCAACACUGUCGAGAUCCCUGCCCAGGAAGUUGUGCCCCCAAUGCCCAAUGUCAAGUAGUCAAUCACGUGCCUAGCUGUAGUUGUUAUCCUGGAUAUAGUGGCGAUCCUUAUCGCCAUUGCCAUGUGGUCCAAGCAGAACCCGUUGAAGUUGUGCACUUUAAUCCCUGCCAACCCUCGCCGUGUGGUCCCAACUCACAGUGCACAGAGUCUCAGGGUCAGGCGGUGUGUCGCUGCCUACCCGAUUACUAUGGUUCCCCACCAGCUUGUCGACCCGAGUGCACCACUAAUCCCGAAUGUCCCAAUGAUAAAGCCUGCGUGGCCAGAAGGUGCACCGAUCCUUGCGCGGGUGCUUGUGGUCAGAACGCUAUUUGUCGAGCGCAUCAGCACAGAGCUUAUUGCUCGUGUCAUCCUGGUUAUACAGGUGAUGCCUUCAUGCGUUGCCAACCCUUGCCUCCGCCCCAACCGAUUAGGGAUUCACCAGUAAUCUAUAGGGAUCCCUGUGUGCCCUCGCCCUGUGGACAGUUUGCUCAGUGUCGCGUGGAGUACGAACAAGCGGUAUGCUCUUGUCUUACCUCCUACUAUGGUACUCCGCCAUACUGUCGACCCGAGUGCACACAGAAUUCAGAUUGCCCCAGCCAUAGGUCCUGUGUCAAUCAAAGGUGCGUAGAUCCUUGCCCCGGGGCAUGUGGUCUAAACGCGGAUUGCGAUGUGCUCAAUCACGUGCCUAGCUGUUCAUGUCCCAAGGGUUAUGUGGGAGAUCCCUUCUACCGCUGUUACCCUGCUCCCGCGCCUGCUCCAACACCUGUCACCGUCGUCGCCGAUGAUCCUUGCCAGCCAUCGCCCUGCGGUCCCAAUGCCCAGUGUUCGAACGGUAUCUGCAGUUGUCUGCCCCUGUACCAGGGUGAUCCCUAUGUGGGUUGUCGCCCAGAGUGCGUCCUAAGUACAGAGUGUCCGUGGGACAAGGCCUGCAUCCGCAAUCGUUGCUUGGACCCGUGUCCUGGAACGUGCGGAUCAGGAGCCACAUGCCAGGUGCAUAAUCACGUGGCCAUGUGCCAGUGUCCGGCUGGCUAUCAGGGCAAUCCGUUUGUCUUAUGCCGGCAAACACCACUUCAAACUCCCGCGGAACUCCAUCCCUGCCAGCCUUCACCUUGUGGACACCAUGGAGAGUGUCGAGAAGUUGGCUCGCAAGCCGUUUGCACUUGUCUUCCCGGUUAUUAUGGCAGCCCACCGGCUUGUCGACCGGAAUGUGUCAGCGAUCCGGAGUGCCCACCCAGUUUGGCCUGUGUAAAUCAGAAAUGCCGCGAUCCCUGUCCUGGCGCCUGUGGUCACUUAGCCCAAUGUCAUGUAAUUAACCACAGUCCACAGUGUGUUUGCCCUGCUGGAUAUACCGGAAGUCCUUACUCCGAGUGCCACUUGAUUAGAGCAGAUUACUCACCAGUUCAGCGUCAACCCAUUGAUCCUUGCCUGCCAUCUCCUUGUGGUCCUCAUGCUCAAUGCAGCAAUGAGGGAGGCAACGCAGUUUGUCGCUGCCUGACGGAAUACCUGGGAGUACCACCGUACUGUCGACCCGAAUGCAUCGCCAACAGCGAGUGUCCCAGCGAUAGGGCAUGUAUUAAUCGGAAGUGCCAGGAUCCAUGUCCCGGCCUGUGCGGGCAUAAUGCCAUUUGUCGAACAUACAAUCACCAGCCAAACUGCGUUUGUGCUCCUGGUUUGGUGGGUAAUCCCUUCAACUCCUGCCUGCCCCCCACGCGUCCUCAGAUUCCAACAUCACCUCCCACAACUGCCAUACAAGUGCUUCAGUAUGAGGAACCAUUCAUCAAUGGAUGUGAACCAAAUCCCUGUGGGGCAAACGCGCAGUGCAAUCAGCGAAGAGGAGUAGUCUCUUGCGUCUGUCUGCCAGACUAUUUUGGCAAUCCUUACGAAGCCUGCCGACCGGAGUGUAUUCUGAACUCCGAUUGUCCCUCAAACAGAGCUUGUGUGCAACAAAAAUGUCGCGAUCCAUGUCCCGGAACUUGUGGCCUGAAUGCCGAGUGUCAUGUACUGAAUCAUCUGCCACAGUGUAGAUGUUUCAGUGGGUACACUGGAAAUCCCUUGGCGUACUGCUCGCCUGUUCCAAUAGUCCAAGAAUGUAAGCAUAAAUGCAAUGAUAAACCCAUCACCAAUUUAGAUAAUCCAAAUCAUAUGUUUGCGUCAACCCUUUUAGCUCCUUUGACCCCCUGUGAUCCCUCACCUUGUGGACCCAAUGCCCAGUGUCAACCGUCGCAUAAUGAAGCAGUGUGCUCCUGUUUACCCGAAUUCUAUGGAACCCCACCCAAUUGUCGACCCGAGUGUACUCUAAACUCGGAGUGUGCUUAUGACAAGGCUUGCGUACAUCACAAGUGUGUUGAUCCCUGUCCUGGAAUUUGCGGUAUAAAUGCCGAAUGUCGCGUGCACUAUCACAGUCCCAUAUGCUAUUGCAUUUCUUCGCAUACGGGUGAUCCAUUCACACGAUGCUACGAAAACCCAAAACGUAAGAAUAUAAUUAACAGUUCUUAUGAGGUCCGAAAAUUGGUUAACAAAAAUGAUUUCCAUUAUACACCUUCAACAGCCUUGCGACCCCAAAUAUACGACACGCCUUCUCCUCCAUAUCCGGUCGCUAUACCCGAUCUAGUGUACAUACAACAACAACAACCGGGAAUAGUAAAUAUUCCCUCUGUCCCACAACCGAUAUAUCCUACGCCCCAUCCACCACAAUACAAUGUGAACUAUCCAUCCCCGCAACCGGCGCAUCCCCAAAAUCCGGGAGUUGUAAAUAUACCAUCUGUGCCACAGCCGGUUUACCCAACACCUCAACCACCUGUUUACGAUGUCAACUACCCAACAACGCCAGUACCCCAGUAUCCCGGGGUGGUAAACAUUCCUUCAGCACCUCGACCAGUGCCUCCGACAUCUCAGAGACCUGUGUUUAUUUCAUCACCCGGAAACCCACAGACCACACCGCAACCUGGAGUUAUUAACAUUCCUUCAGUGCCACAACCUGGAUAUCCUACACCACAAAGCCCCGUUUAUGAUGCAAACUAUCCUACUGCUCAAAGUCCUAUUCCGCAACAACCUGGCGUAGUUAAUAUUCCAUCGGUGCCAACUCCAGCAUAUCCUGCACCAAAUCCUCCGGUCAACUAUCCAACGCCAACAUCAUCGCAGAUACCAGUCCAACCGGGAGUUAUCAAUAUACCGUCUGUGCCAAAUCCAACAGCUCCACCACAACAUCCUCCCGUUUUUAUUCCGUCCCCUGAGAGUCCGUCACCAGCUCCAAAGCCUGGCGUAAUUAAUAUUCCGUCCGUACCGCAACCAGAACAUCCAACACCGCAAGUUCCUGUUUAUGACGUGAAUUAUUCAACAACGCCGUCUCCUAUUCCUCAAAAGCCUGGAGUUAUAAAUAUUCCUUCAGCUCCGCAACCAGUGCAUCCUGCACCCAAUCCACCAGUCCACGAUAUUAAUUAUCCAACGACGCCAUCAGUUCCUCAACAACCGGGUGUUCUUAAUAUACCAUCGUACCCAAGGCCAGUGGAAACGACUCCUCAACCGCCUAUAUAUAUACCUUCCCAGGAGCAACCGAAACCAACGCCCGGGCCGGCAGUUAUCAAUGUACCUUCAGUUCCACAACCUGUUUAUCCUACGCCACAGGCCCCUGUUUACGACGUUAACUAUCCAACAUUUCCACCUGUAAUCCCACACCAACCUGGAGUAGUGAACAUUCCAUCGGUGCCACUCCCAACGCCUCCAGUUACCCAACGUCCCGUGUUUGUACCAUCACCUGUUUACACGACUCCCGCACCUCAACCAGGUGUUGUUAACAUACCUUCAGUGGCACAACCAGUACAACCAACUUAUCAACCUCCGGUUGUUCAACGACCUGCUAUAUAUGACGUGUACUACCCGCCGCCGCCAUCCAGGCCGGGUGUGAUCAAUAUUCCUUCGCCCCCAAGGCCCGUAUACCCAGUGCCCCAGCAACCGAUCUACGUUCCGGCACCAGUUCUGCAUAUACCAGCUCCAAGACCAGUUAUUCAUAAUAUUCCAUCAGUACCUCAACCAACAUAUCCACAUCGCAAUCCGCCGAUUCAGGAUGUUAUAUACCCAGCUUCACAACCAAAUCCUCCCGUGCCAGGAAUAGUAAAUAUUCCAUCAGCGCCUCAGCCCGUAUCAACACCAAAUCCUGGUGUGAUAAAUAUUCCCUCGCAAGCAUUGCCUCCGAUCUCAGUACCAACUCCAGGAAUUGUAAACAUUCCAUCGAUCCCGCAACCAACGCCACAGCCAACUCCUUCACCUGGAAUUAUUAAUAUUCCGUCAGUGCCUCAACCGUUCCCAUCGCCAACUCCUGGUGUGAUCAAUAUUCCGCAACAACCAACGCCACCACCUGUGGUUCAGCAGCCCGGAAUUAUAAACAUUCCGUCGGUACCACAACCAAUCACUCCAACUACUCAGCAUCCGAUACAGGAUGUUCACUAUGAAAUCCAGAGACCACAGCCUACACCUGGGGUAGUCAACAUUCCAUCUGUGCCACAGCCUACGUAUCCAACUCAAAAACCAUCUUACCAGGAUGUCAGUUACCCAACUGUACAGCCAAAUCCUCCCGUACCUGGAACUAUUAAUAUUCCCUCGGUGCCCCAGCCAGUGCCAUCAGCAACGCCUGGAGUGAUCAAUUUGCCUUCACAGCCAUCUUAUCCGACACCAAUUCCAAAACCUGGAAUUAUAAACAUUCCGGCGGUACCACAACCAAUCCCUCCAACUACUCAGCAUCCGAUACAGGAUGUUCACUAUGAAAUCCAGAGACCACAGCCUACACCUGGGGUAGUCAACAUUCCAUCUGUGCCACAGCCUACGUAUCCAACUCAAAAACCAUCUUACCAGGAUGUCAGUUACCCAACUGCACAGCCGAAUCCUCCGGUACCUGGAACUAUUAAUAUUCCCUCGGUGCCCCAGCCAGUGCCAUUACCAACGCCUGGAGUGAUCAAUUUGCCAUCACCGCCAUCUUAUCCGACACCAAUUCCAAAGCCUGGAAUCAUCAAUGUUCCCUCGAUACCGCAACCUAUACCAUCAACACCACAAAAUCCUGUGCAAGAGGUUUAUCACGAUACUCAGAAGCCCCAAGCAAUUCCCGGUGUGGUUAAUAUUCCAUCUGUUCCGCAGCCCACUCCUGAUCGCCCUAAUUAUGAUGUGGCAAAACCAGAUUUCGAGUUCAACCCGUGCUAUCCAUCGCCUUGCGGUCCAUACUCUCAUUGUCACAAUCGAUUUGGAGUAGCUGCCUGUGUUUGCCUACCCAAUUACAGAGGAACUCCGCCGAAUUGCCGACCAGAAUGCGUAAUUAAUUCGGAUUGUCCAUCAACUUUGGCCUGCAUCAAUGAAAAGUGCCGAGAUCCUUGUCCAGGAUCUUGUGCUUACAAUGCCGUGUGCCGAGUGCAUAACCAUGUGCCUAAUUGUUACUGCCAGAAUGGCUACACCGGAAAUCCAUUUAUUUCCUGUCAACGUACACCUAUAGCUCCUGUGCAACGUGAGCCCACUGAGGCGAAGGAUCCUUGCUAUCCAUCUAUUUGCGGACCAAACGCUGUGUGCAAUAAUGGAAAGUGCAGCUGCAUACCGGAAUAUCGAGGUGAUCCCUAUGUGGGCUGUAGGCCCGAAUGUAUUCUCAAUACAGACUGCGCCAGGGAUAAGGCUUGCAUUCAACAGAAGUGCAAGGAUCCGUGUCCAGGCACUUGUGGAUUACAGGCCCUGUGUCAUGUGUACAACCAUGUGGCCACCUGCACUUGUCCGGAAGGAAUGCAGGGCGAUGCCUUUGUGAGAUGUGAUCCAAAACCCAAGCCUCAACCGCCAGCGCCAGCACCACCUACAACCUUGCCGGCCAUCGUACCGCAACGUGCUCCGAUUAAUCCCUGCCAGCCCACUCCCUGUGGACCCAACUCCAGGUGCACAGCUUUCCAUGAGCAGGCGAUUUGCUACUGCCUGCCAAAUUUCAUUGGCACGCCACCAGGCUGUCGUCCAGAGUGUACCUCCAACUCAGACUGUCCCCUCGACAAGUAUUGUCUGAAUCUCAGGUGUCGGGAUCCGUGUCCCGGAGCUUGUGGCAUUCGUGCCAUUUGUCAUGUCCAGAACCACGGUCCCUUAUGCGUGUGUCCCACCCAUUUGACCGGUAAUCCCCUGCUGGCCUGUCAACCCAUAGGUAUACCAGAAAAAUCGCCCAAACCAAAAGACCACUUUUCUAAUACCACUAUUUUAGUUAUUCCCCCUGUAGAGCGCGAUGAAGUGAAUCCCUGCCAGCCCUCGCCCUGUGGCCCCAACUCCGAGUGCCAAGCCACGUCCGGCGGAGCUCGCUGCUCCUGCCUACCCCAGUAUCACGGCACCCCGCCCUUCUGUCGACCGGAGUGCGUGAACAGCGCCGAUUGUCCGGCGGACAAGGCGUGCCGAAACUACAAGUGCAUUGAUCCCUGCCCUGGCAGCUGUGGUCACUCAGCUCUCUGUCGUGUGGUGGCCCACAGUCCUGUGUGCUAUUGUCCCGAAGGCUAUGUGGGCAAUGCCUACAGCCUUUGCACCCGACCCGAGCCGAGUCCACCUGCCGUGGUGAUCCUGCCUUGCAAUCCCAAUCCCUGUGGCGUAAACGCAUUCUGUCAGCCGCACAACGACUUGAGCGUGUGCCAAUGCCUGCCGGGUUACUAUGGCAAUCCAUCUGAGAUUUGCCGACCCGAAUGCACCGUCAACUCGGACUGUCCAAGCCACAGGGCUUGCAUGAGCGAGAAGUGUCGCGAUCCUUGUCCCGGUGCUUGUGGUCUUAAUGCCCUCUGUCAGGUUAUUAACCACAGCCCAGUUUGCGAGUGCCACGCGGGCUAUGUGGGCAAUCCCUAUCACAGCUGUCGCAUUCCGCAGCGUGAACCCCCUGCACCGGAAUACGUGAACCCCUGUCAGCCAUCGCCAUGCGGUGCCAAUUCCCAGUGUCGCGAGUCACAGGGACAGGCUAUCUGCUCCUGCCUGCCGGAGUUUGUGGGCACACCGCCCUCGUGUCGUCCGGAAUGUGUGAUCAGCGCCGAGUGUCCGGCGGAUAGGGCGUGCAUUAACCAGAAGUGCCAGGACCCUUGUCCUGGAGCAUGUGGCUUGAAUGCCCAGUGCCAUGUACUCAAUCACAGUCCGCUGUGCUCGUGUCAGCCCGGUUUCACCGGAGAUGCUCUGACCCGCUGUCUGCCAGUACCGCCUCCACAGCCACCGAAAUCCAAUGAUAUCCGCGAUCCUUGCGUACCAUCACCUUGUGGACCCUACUCUCAAUGCCGGGUGGUUAAUGGCGGAGCUAGUUGCAGCUGCCUUCCCAAUUAUGUGGGAGCGGCUCCCAAUUGCCGUCCGGAAUGUACCAUCAAUGCGGAGUGUCCCAGUAAUCUGGCCUGCAUCAACGAGAAGUGUCGCGAUCCAUGUCCUGGAGCCUGUGGCUUUGCUGCUCAGUGCAGUGUCAUCAACCAUACGCCCAGUUGUUCGUGUCCCUCUGGUUACACUGGAGAUCCGUUCACCAGCUGCCGAGUUCUGCCGCCACCACUGCCCCCGAAGACUCCCUCCGAUCCCUGCCAGCCUUCGCCCUGCGGAGCCAAUGCUCUGUGCAACAAUGGCCAGUGCUCUUGCCUGCCAGAGUAUCAUGGUGAUCCCUACACUGGAUGCCGUCCCGAAUGUGUUUUGAACUCGGAUUGUCCCAGGAAUAGGGCGUGUGUCAACCAGAAGUGCGUCGAUCCUUGUCCAGGCCACUGUGGCCUCAAUGCUCUUUGCGAUGCCGUCAACCACAUUGCCAUGUGUCACUGCCCCGAGCGGAUGACGGGCAAUGCGUUCGUCUCCUGCCAGCCAAUUCGCGAUGAUCCACCACCAACGACACCUAAUCCAUGCCACCCAUCGCCGUGCGGAGCAAAUGCCCAGUGCCUAGAGAGGAAUGGCAACGCCAUCUGUUCUUGCCUAGCCGGAUACUUCGGUCAGCCGCCCAACUGCCGAUUGGAGUGCUACUCCAGCUCCGAUUGCUCCCAAGUGCACACCUGCAUUAACAACAAGUGUGUGGACCCGUGCCCGGGCAAGUGUGGUCUGAAUGCAGUGUGUCAGGCGAUCCAGCACAGAGCCCAUUGCGAGUGCAUCCCGCGAUACACAGGAAAUGCCUUUGUGCGGUGCAACCCUAUUCCAGUUCCCAUAAAACCAGAACCAGUGCGCGAUCCUUGCCAACCCUCACCCUGUGGUCCCAACUCGCAGUGCACGAAUGUCAACGGCCAAGCGGAGUGCCGCUGUCUCCAGGAGUUCCAGGGCACCCCGCCCAACUGCCGCCCAGAGUGUGUUAGCCACGAUGAGUGUGCCAACACACUGGCCUGCAUGAACCAGAAGUGCCGCGAUCCCUGUCCCGGAAGCUGUGGCCAAAGUGCCCAGUGUACGGUCAGCCUUCACAUACCGAACUGUCAGUGCCCCGUGGGCAUGACUGGUGAUCCAUUCCGAAUUUGCCUGCCCAAACCACGUGACGAACCAAAGCCACCACCAACUCCCAAGAAUCCAUGCUAUCCUUCACCCUGCGGUACCAAUGCCGUGUGCCGCGUUCAAGGCGAGAACUACGUCUGCGAGUGCAGCCAACUGGAGUACAUCGGCAAUCCCUACGAGGGUUGUCGCCCCGAAUGUGUGGGCAACUCCGAGUGCCCGGCCAAUCAGGCUUGCAUCCGCAGCAAGUGCCAGGAUCCGUGUCCAGGAGUUUGUGGACUCGAGGCCAUUUGCACCAUGAACAACCACAUACCGAUCUGCUCCUGCCCGCCGGGCUACACAGGCAAUGCGUUUGCCCAGUGCACCCGUCAGCUAACGCCACCUCCUCCAUCGGACCCUUGCUAUCCGUCCCCGUGUGGACCCAAUUCGAUUUGCAGAAUUCAGAACGAGAAGUCUGUGUGCGAGUGCCUGCCCGGAUUCUUCGGAAAUCCGCUGGCCCAGGGAUGUCGCCCUGAAUGCACCCUCAGUUCGGACUGCGCCAAGGAUCGGGCUUGCAUCAACUCCAAGUGCGUGGAUGCCUGCGUGGGAGAGUGUGGAUUUGGAGCUGUUUGCCAAACGAUCAACCACAGUCCGGUGUGUAGCUGCCCUGCCAACAUGGUGGGCAAUCCGUUCGUCCAGUGCGAGGAACCACGCCAGGCUGAACCUAUCGAUCCCUGCCAGCCUUCGCCGUGCCGAAGCAAUGGAAUCUGUCGUGUUUACAAUGGUGCUGCCACCUGCAGUUAUCCGGAGUGCGUGAUCAACGAGGAUUGUUCCCGGGAUAGGGCGUGCGUUAGCCAAAAGUGCCGUGACCCUUGCCUGAAUGCCUGUGGCAUCAAUGCCAUCUGUCGGUCCAUCAACCACAAGGCUGUUUGCAGUUGCCCACCAGAGUUCUACGGAUCUCCGUACGCUCAGUGUGUCAGGCAGAUACCGGAGCCAGAGCCCAAACCGGAAUGCAUCAGUGACGGUGAUUGCACCAAUGACAAGGCCUGCAUCAACCAAGUUUGCCGCAAUCCUUGCGAGCAAUCGAACAUCUGCGCCCCACAGGCGCGUUGCCAUGUCCAGCUCCACCGGCCAUUGUGCGUCUGCAAUGAGGGAUAUACUGGAAACGCCUUGCAAAACUGCUACCUUCUGGGCUGCCGAUCGGAUGGUGAAUGUGCGGCCAAUGAGGCUUGUGUUAACCAGCAGUGCGUGGAUCCUUGUGGUUUCACACAGUGCGGAACGGGAGCCAUUUGUCGGGCUGACUUUAACCACCGAGCUAGGUGCCAUUGCCUGGACGGAUACCGCGGCAAUCCUCUGGUGCGUUGCGAGCGUCCAGAGUGCCGAUCCGAUGACGAAUGUGCCUUCCACCUGGCCUGCCGCAAUGAGCGCUGCGAAGACCCAUGCAACUGCGGCAUUGGAGCCCAGUGCCGCGUGGAGAACCAUCGUGCCCAGUGCCGUUGUCCAGCUGGCUUCAGUGGCAACCCGGCCGUGAGAUGUGAUCUUGUGCCAACACAGCCGGAGGGCUGCACCAUGGAUGCGGAGUGUCCCAGCAAACUGGCCUGCUUUGGCGGCGAGUGCAAGAACCCGUGCGAUGUCACGCAUCCGUGUGGCGCCAAUGCCAUCUGCGAAGUGGUCGACACACUGCCUCUGCGCACCAUGAUGUGCAGCUGCUUACCUGGCUAUGUGGGUGAAGCCGACAUUGGAUGUCACAAAGAACCCCCGCGUGAUCAGGGCUGUACGUCACAUGAUCAGUGCCAGGAUACGGAAGCCUGCCGUGGCGGAAACUGUGUCAAUCCCUGCCUGGAUGCCUCGCCUUGUGCUCGAAGCGCCCAGUGUUUGGCCCAGCAGCAUCGCGCCAUUUGCAGCUGUCCUGAGAGGACUCUAGGAGAUCCAUUCACCAACUGCUAUGAGCCACCUGAAAUCAAGACUGGCUGCACCCACGAUUCGGAAUGCCCGCCGACCACGGCCUGCAUCAAUAAACGCUGCCAGGAUCCUUGUGCCGAGGCCAAUCCUUGUGCCGGAAAUGCCGAGUGUCGCGUGCAGAACUCCCGACCAAUUUGCUUCUGUCCAGCUGGUUGGGGUGGUGACCCACAAGUUCAAUGCUACAAACCUGAAUGCAAGAUCAACGCCGACUGUCCAUAUGACAAGACCUGCUUGAACGAAAACUGCGUGGAUCCAUGCACUCAUGGCCAAGUGCGUUGCGGCAACGGGGCCCAGUGCCUGGCUCAGAACCACCAGGCUGUGUGUAUCUGUCCAACCGGAACUCAAGGAAAUCCCUUCAUCUCCUGCAUCACUGGACACUGCCAGUACAACGAGGAUUGUGCGGACCACGAAGCCUGCGAUCGAUUGAAUCGCGUUUGCCGACCCGUUUGCGAUCAGGAGACCUGUGCCCUAAACGCCAUCUGUGUGGGUCGUCGCCAUCAGCCUCAGUGCGAGUGCCGACCCGGAUACCAGGGCAAUCCACAUGUGCAGUGCGAUAUACCAGUGAAGACGCCCAAGCCUCAGUGCAUCCAGGAUGCCGACUGUCCAUCAAAAUUGGCUUGCAUAAAUGAGCGCUGCGCAGAUCCUUGCGCCAUGCCUCAUGUUUGUACUCCGCAGCAGACUUGUACGGUCUUGGAUACCCUUCCAAAGCGAGCCAUGGCAUGUAAGUGCCCCGGCGAUACAGUGACGGAUAUCUCACGCAACUGCGUGCCCAUCAAUGUACCCAAGGUCAUAACCGGCUGUCAGCACAACUCUGAGUGCGGCAAUACCGAGGUCUGCUCGAAUGGAAACUGCCUAGAUGCCUGCCGACUGGAGAGAUGUGGCGUCAAUGCCCAGUGUACAGCUCGGGAUCACUAUGCUCAGUGCAACUGCCCUAAGGGCUACCAAGGCAAUCCACGCAUCGAAUGCUACACCACGGAAGUUGAUUUACCACGAAUCCCCCAUCCUGUCUGCUCCCGCAACGACGACUGUCCCAGGGAUCAGAUUUGUCGCAACGAGAUUUGCGUCAGUCCGUGCGCCGCCGAUGACUGUGGAAUUGGAGCCUACUGCCAUGUGCAGCAGCGAAAGGCCAUCUGCCGCUGUCCACCUGGUUACUCCGGUAACCCACAAGACCGCUGCCUGCCACCUUCCGAUGUGAUCCUGGUGGGCUGCAAGUCUAGCACCGACUGUCCCUCGAACGAGGCCUGCAUCAACACCCAGUGCGCCAGCCCUUGCAACUGUGGACCCAAUGCCGAGUGCACGGUGAAGAACCACCAUCCGAUCUGCUACUGCAAGCCUGGAUUCUCCGGAAAUGCCCAGUUUGGAUGUGCACCCAUUGGCUGCCAGUCGGAUGACGAGUGCAGCGGUGACAAGCAGUGUGUGAACCGCGAGUGCAUCAAUCCCUGCCUGGCCAGCGAUCCGUGUGCCCUUAAUGCCGAGUGUUAUGGACGUAACCAUCGCGCCAAUUGCCGCUGUCCCGUGGGAUUGGAGGGUGAUCCGUUUGUGCGUUGCUUGCGCUUGGAAUGCCACUCGGACUAUGACUGCGCAUCGAACCUGGCUUGUGUAUCGAACGAAUGUGUUAGCCCAUGUGGUCAACGUAAUCCUUGCGCCCAGAAUGCCAUUUGCCAGGCUCUGCAGCAUCGUGCUGUUUGCCGUUGUCCGGAUCAGUUGCCAUUGGGCAACCCGUAUGCUUAUUGUGAACCCAGACCUGUGGAGCCCGUCUGCCGGGAUGAUGGAGAUUGCCCAAGUAAGCUGGCCUGCAUCGAUGACAAGUGUCAAAAUCCAUGCGCUGUACUCUCACCAUGCCACCAAACUGCUCAGUGCAGUGUCCUAAACAGCAUUCCAGUGAGAACAAUGGUUUGCGAGUGUGCAGAGAAUGAGGUGCCCGAUGCCAGUGGAGCGUGCCGCAAGAUGGUGCCGCCCAGGCAACCAGGAUGCGAGAGCGACCAGGACUGUCCCGACCAAGAGGCCUGCAUUCACGCGCAGUGCCGCAAUCCAUGCAACUGUGGAACCAACGCCGUCUGUCAAGUGACCCAACAUCGCGCCGUGUGCAGUUGCCAGGAUGGAUUUGAGGGUAAUCCCUAUGCCUCCUGUCGCUCCAUUGGAUGCCGCGUGGACGGUGAGUGCGAUUCGGGCAAGGCCUGCGUCAACGGUGACUGCAUCAACCCAUGCCUGAUCAACGAUCCAUGUGGACCCAACGCCGAGUGCUAUGUGCAAUCGAACCGUGCCCAGUGCCGCUGCCUGAGUGGCUACAGAGGAAAUCCCUACGAGCGUUGUCGUGUCAUUGGCUGCAGCAGCAACAACGACUGCCCCACGGACAAGACCUGCCAGAACGAACAGUGCGUGAAUCCCUGCGUCUACCACAACCCAUGUGCCCCGAGAGCGGAGUGCAGAGCUCAAAACCAUCUGGCCGUGUGCCGCUGUCCUGCCGAUUUCUUGGGUAAUCCAUACGUGGACUGCCGACCGCCGCCACAGCCCAUCUGCCAGUUGGAUACCGAUUGUCCAGCUCGCCAGGCCUGCAUCAACGAACAGUGUGUGGAUCCAUGCGUUGUAUUGGAACCUUGCCAACGUCCUGCCAUCUGCGAGGUAACUCCUACAUCACCGGUGCGUACGAUGCUCUGCAUCUGUCCGGAUGGCUAUGUCAGCAGAGGUAGUGGAGGCUGCAAGCCCACGCCCGGAAUCAAGGAGGUUGGAGGUUGCAUCUCGGACUCAGAUUGCCCGGCAGAUAAGUCCUGCUUGAACAGCGUGUGCCGAGAUCCUUGCAACUGUGGCUUGAAUGCCGAAUGCCGUAUUAAGGACCAUAAGCCCGUAUGCACGUGUCGCCAAGGAUUCGAAGGUAACCCAGAGUUUGAGUGCUCCAAGAUCGAGUGUAGUAUCAACUCAGACUGCCCGGGAACACACGUGUGCCGCAACCAGCUCUGCAUCCCUGCCUGCCAGGGUGAGCAGUGUGGAUCCAAUGCCCAGUGCUUGGCUAUCGAACAUCGUGCGGUUUGCGAGUGCAUCCCAGGACAUGGUGGAAACGCCAGGAUUGCUUGCACUCCAUUGGGAUGUCGCUCAGACGACGAAUGUCCCACGGACAAGGCGUGCGUCAACGGCAAAUGUAAUGAUCCUUGUACAACAACUGCUAUAUGUGCCCAGGACGAGCUUUGCAAGGUGUAUCACCACCGACCACAGUGCGCCUGUCCACCAGGAACUGUGCCCGGAAAGAACGGCUGCGAAUCAGAGCGACACAUUCCAAUUUGCAUAAGCGAUGCGGACUGUCCCAGCCAGAAAGCAUGCCUGCGCGGAGAGUGUGUGAAUCCUUGCAAUGCCACCCAACCAUGCGGAGUCAAUGCCUUCUGCAGUGUACGCGAUACCUUGCCUGUCAGGACAAUGAUCUGUGAGUGCCUUGAAGGCUACACUGGCAACCCAGCCGUGCAGUGCGACAAGCGCUCGCUGUGCGUCAUCGAGAAGGGCUUCGUUCGGGAUGUGGAUGGACAAUGUGUUUGCCCACCUGGAACCGCUUUGGAUAUAUACGAAUACUGCACCCCAUGCCGAGAGGAGCAAGGCUUCCGCAUCGACGAGAGUGGACAUUGUGUGUGCGCCUUGGAGCGCGGAAUGGUGAUCGACGAACGCGGCCGUUGCACUUGUCCCAUUGAUCUGGGCUACCGACUGACUCCACGUGGCGAAUGCCAGCCGGAGGAGCCGCCAGAGUGCACAAGCAAUGAUCAGUGCGCCGACAACCGUUUCUGCAACCUAGACACCAAGACCUGUGAGGAUCCCUGCCUAACCAAGGUGUGCGGAGUGAAUGCCUUCUGUAACGCGGUGAACCACCGAGCCCAGUGCCAGUGCAUCACCGGCUACACAGGCAAUCCGGAGCUACACUGCAACCACACUAACUUCCGCACCGACUUCCCACGACCCGAUAUGGUCGUCAGUUGUCUUGCCGAUGGAGUUCAAGUAGAGAUCCACAUCACGGAGCCAGGAUUCAAUGGAGUGUUGUACGUUAAGGGACACAGCAAGGACGAGGAGUGCCGACGGGUAGUCAACCUGGCUGGCGAGACUGUUCCUCGUACCGAGAUCUUCCGCGUCCACUUCGGUAGCUGCGGCAUGCAGGCAGUGAAGGAUGUGGCCAGCUUCGUGCUGGUCAUUCAGAAACAUCCCAAGCUGGUCACCUACAAGGCCCAGGCCUACAACAUCAAGUGUGUCUACCAGACUGGCGAGAAGAAUGUCACCCUAGGAUUCAACGUAUCCAUGCUGACGACUGCCGGCACAAUUGCCAACACAGGACCGCCGCCGAUCUGCCAGAUGCGCAUCAUCACCAACGAAGGUGAAGAGAUCAACUCGGCCGAGAUCGGCGACAAUCUCAAGCUGCAAGUGGAUGUGGAACCAGCCACCAUUUAUGGAGGCUUUGCCCGCUCUUGUAUUGCCAAAACCAUGGAGGACAACGUGCAGAACGAGUAUCUGGUCACGGAUGAGAAUGGCUGUGCCACGGAUACCAGUAUCUUUGGCAACUGGGAGUACAACCCAGACACGAACAGCCUGCUGGCCAGUUUCAAUGCCUUCAAAUUCCCAUCGAGCGAUAACAUCCGCUUCCAGUGCAACAUACGAGUCUGCUUUGGACGCUGUCAACCCGUCAAUUGUGGUGGCUACAACGCCUUCGGGCGACGUCGCCGCUCCAUUGCGGACAACUCCACCGAUGCGACCGCCAUUGCCACGAAUUCGGGUGUGGAGGGUCAACUGCGCGAAGAGAUCACAAUCUCGUCAAAUGCCAUUUUGACAUUUGAGAAGCGCAGCGGUCAAGGUCUCAAUGAUGCCAACAUUAAACCGGCGGCUCAAAGGGUUGAGGAUAUCUGCGUGUCUAUGGUGGGUCUGAUCAUUGCGCUGGUCAUCACGGCUCUGCUGGCUCUUGUGGCCGUUGCCGUGGCCGUUUCCUGCUGGCUGAUGGCCUACAGGAGGAGGCCCAAGACCAUUGCGCCCCUGCCCCAUCCCCCAGAGUUCCCCAACCCGCUGUUCUCCAAUCCGGACGCAGUGCCCGAGCCAACGCCGGACUACAUCUCCUAAACGUAACGUAACCAUACACUGAUACACAACACCUAGCUAUAUCUUUAGUAUGUAAGAAAAUCGAAUGAAUAUGAAAAAGAAAACUUUGUGAAUAUUUGAAAGGCAAGUGCAAAAGGUUAUGAAUAAUGCAAAAAAAAUCAAAUCGCGAAAGAUAAUCAAGAUUGAAGAUUGAAGAAAAGAAAAACAAAAGUACAGUUGUGAGCUGAAAGUAUAGCCGGCUGAGAGUUGGCCGUAAAACGAAACUAUGAAAGAUUGAAUUAUUGUAAAAAGCAAAAAAGACGAAGCGAGAAUCGCAUGAAGAAUGCACGAAAGUAAUUUAGUAGCUUAAGAAAAUAAUUUUAUUAAUUGUAAUAACGAUUAGUAUUCUCCUUCCUACUAACAUGAGAAUUCCGCGUAGUGUUUGUACGUUUAGCUGCCACAUAAAGAGAGACCACCAACUGCCAAAAACAGAUGUGAGGGAAUUCACCCAUAGAGAGUGCAGCUACAAACGAAUUCUCGUCCUCUAACGACAACUUCUUCAUUAGUCGCGAACCAAUAUUAAUUCUGUUAUAUAUGUAUAACUAAAGACUUCCUAUAAAUAUUUAGGGUGUGGGUAGUAGCAACGACACUUUGUAUUAUAGCACAGACACACGCACACACAACUGCAACUACUUCCUGUAAUUUAGAUACCAACUCAACUCGCCCGUUAAAAUUGAAAACUGCCUUUGAUUUCCAACAAGAAAAAACGAACAAUGCACCCCAGAAUACUCUCUAGCAUAAUAUAUGUAGGAGAUCGUUGGGCCUCGGUCGAUAAGAUACUAUUCCGCGUCAAUCAUCCAUAACCACUGGACAAUAUGUCAACGAUUGUCCCAGUUGGAUUGUAGGCAAGCUCAAGAGUCCAAAACACACACACACACACAAACCUCGAAGAAAUCAGAGCACUCUAAGCAGCUUAUGGACGUGGGAACAGUUUCAUCUGGAUCUAGGCAGCAACUCGUUGAGGGAACAUAACUAUAACUGCCACUGAGGCGUCAUCAGCGCACAAAAGAUACUUAUCUAUUGCAUAGGAAAUACUAGGUUUGUUUUAAUUUUAAUCGCAACACCGACUAAUGGAGGAUUUGAUUUUGACUACUGUAGCUCGACCACUUACUUGUACUACACUCUACUAUGAUUAACCAUUAUUUUUGUAGUUUUAUAGUCAAUUAAUAUUAAAUUGUUGUGAUUGUUUUUAAUGCAAAAGAGAUACUUCCACUAACUUACUAAUAUGUAGACACAAAAGUACACAUCGUACUUAAAAAGGCAACGAACCAGCGCCCCUGCCCGUGUCCCGCCCCCCUUUCCAUUUUCCAUCGGGAACAGCACGCCUCUGUCAACGCGCCGGAAACUAUGCAGCGAAUUUCCGUUUCCGGCGCCCGUUUCACAGAGCAUGUCUUUUCACGAUGCGAUGAUUGCUGGUGGGAUGGCGGGUUCGCAGGGCGAGGCCUGGAUAAUUAAAUUAUUAAACAUGAAGUUUUAAAUUAAUAUUAUUAAACGUAAACAAAAUGUAUAGUCACUACUUUAAGAGGAAAGAGAAUUUUCUUUAUAGUAAAAUACCAUACAAAAUAAACUCGCACUCAGACACGUACACAAAGAGACAGAAUUUGUAAAUAAUACACAGGCAAACUCUAUGGUAUUUUUAGUAGCGCAUUAUUGUGUAUAGGUUUCUGCCCCUUGACUCCCAAAUCCGAACUCAAUCACAGGCUAACCCUAACCCAUGCCAGGCAUAAAAUUAUUUUCUUAAUUCCAUAGCCCAUAGAAUGUACAAGCAAGUGCACAAAUUUGCAACCACCUCGUUCACAAUUACCACACACUUUUAUUUUUCUUCACAAGAACCGCUUCAAAAUCGGAACCUAAAUAGAGUUACAUUGAACAUAGACAAAACUUUUUGCACUGGCAGCAAAUAUAAAAGACGAAAUAAUAAGAAAUAAGAAAGGCUCUUAUUGUAAAAAGAAAGCAAUAGUUAAAUUGUACUUAUAACGAGAAACGAACAUAAUUGUAAUCGCUUAUUGUAAACUAAUAAAUAAAUAAAUAAAUAUAAAACAACAAUUAA